This is a messenger RNA of Podarcis lilfordi (Lilford's wall lizard), 62093 nucleotides long. Lineage: Eukaryota; Metazoa; Chordata; Lepidosauria; Squamata; Lacertidae. The record is from the annotation of a GenBank genome assembly.
AUGGAGCGCGGCGCCGGGAAGCUGAGCGGGGAGCCCCGCGCCAACGGCUGCAGCCUCACCGGGCACCACGGCCUGAAGAACGGCUACGUGCGAGGCUUCCCAGGAGCGGAGCCCCACGGCCAGGUGAGGCGGGUUGACGGGGCUCCUCUGCCGGGCGCGCCCUGCUGCCGCUGCUGAGCGGCCCCUCCCCAGAGCGGAACCCAGGCCGCGGCCUGCUCGGUCCCGGCGCGCGUCCGCUUGGCCUGGAGUCUCGCCUCAGGGCGAGGUUCUUGGGCUGGGCCGCGCUUGCCUCUGGCGUCCCCCGCAGUGGGGAAGGAGGGAGAAGGAUGGCCUGGAGCGGCACAGAGGCUCCUUCGGCUGCCUCUUCCCGCCUGCCCUGCCCUCCUUGGCGUGGCCGAGAGGAACGCUCGAGGCUGGCAGAGUCAGGCGACUCCCCGCUCCAGGAAGGGACGGAGGGAAGCAAAAGUGCCUUUCCCUUUCCCUUCCUCUUCUUCUCCUCGAGGGGACGGGGAGUUAAUCUAACUCGGAGCUGGCGUCCUUCCCUUCCCUUCCCUUCCCUUCCCUUUCUUGGCGGCUUUGGAAGCCCAGGAUGAUUUCCGCAGGGACACGCACACUUCGUGUCUCGAAAUUAACUCCCCUGGUUUCAGUAGCCGAAUUUCCUCUUCGCAUUCAAGAAAGGAGGAGUACAGCGCCGGCCUUACUGGCUGCUUUCGUUGAGGUUUCCAGGCUAAGACAGCUGCUUACUCUCUUCCGGGGCUGGAAGGCGAGUUUCCUUCACCCCCAUUCCAAUGCAUCCUAAUUAAUAAAAGAUGGCACGAGGGCAGGCCUGUCACCCCCACCCCCCCAAAAUGGUCUUCUUUGCCGAGCUUCAUAUUCAGAUCAAGGGGGAAGCCCCAGGACAGGGGUGGAAGUGGCAGGAAUUAGGAGCAGAAGGGUAAGUUGUGGCCCCCAGUUGUUUGGUGGGGGAUAGGGAUGAGACUCCCGUAUCUAGCCUUCGAUAAGCCGCAGGGCCAGGUAAGAAGGGAAUCUGCCACCUAUUUGAUCCUCCUUAUUUAACUGCAUUCACAGCAGCCUGAAACUGUGUUUCUUCUAUAGUUUAGGGGGGGGGUUCACAGGGGUGCAACCCUCUGAAUUUGGCAUGCUGUGUGUGUGUGUGUGUGUGUGUGUGUGUGUGGUAAAACAAAAAAGAAACACAGAAUUUCUAAUUAAGGCCACAUUCUGGUGCUUUAUAUAAAAGCCAUGAAUCCUGCUCCAGUUUACUGUGUGUAUAACUUAUUUCUGGAACUGAUGCUUGAAAUUGAAGUGUGUUUAGUAGUUGUACUACUUUUUAUAUCUUAAGAUGUUCUGGCCAUUAUUGACACUUAGUUUGGUUAUGAUUUAUUGUGUUUUGCUGCUUUUCUUCUUGUAGCUUGAUCAUAUGUCAGUUUAUUUAGAAGUUAGACUUGCAGAAUUUAGUAGCCUUCAAGUCUAUCCUACAUACACUUACUAGUGAGUAAACUUGCUGCCCUAUUAUUGUGUUUUGAUUUGCUCUGUUUCACUUGUAUGCAACGCUGACAAAUGCUUACUGAUUACUACUGCCGUUGUCUUCUGGUGACAAUCACUUCAUUGUACAAAUUUUCUUAUAUUCCUCAACAACCUUGUGAGGUAUCUGGAUGACCUUGGUAGACAACUAUUUUUUUUUUACUGGCCAUCCAUGAAGUCCAGUCUCACCAUAAUACUGCAUUAGUACCACUGUAUAGGCAUUUUUUGACGUGAUCUAAAUUUAUUCAGUGAAUGAAUUAAUAUCUCGGACUUUGUAUAAGUUCAGUGAACACAUUGUUUUUAAUAUUUGAUUCACUUCAUGCCUUUUGACCUUUUCCAUUUUGAAUUUUAUAUGCAAACAUAUAAUUUUUGUUAAAAGCCCAAAUAUUAAACAUUUACAGUAGGUGAGAAAACUAUGCAUUUUGGACAUUCCUUAUCCAGGCAUUUUUAUUACAGAAAUGAAGAAAACUACAUGUUCACAUGAAGCAUGUGUUCUAUGGCAGUUUGUACUGAGACCUGUUUUAAUAGGCUAGCUAGAAACUGUGUCUCAGGUGCAGUAUCUGCUUCCAGUUUCUGGGAAAGUGGGUAUAGGGUUGUAUACAAAUUUAAUAAAUAAUACUAACCAAGGGUCAUGCUUAAAUCAGAUUUUGGGUAUGUAAGAUCAUUUAGAACCUGUGACACACAAACACACACACAUGCGCCUAUGUUUCUCACAGCAUUUGAAUCUGGAGAAGUUGUGAAAACUCUGGAUUGGUGUCUGAAUGAACUGUUGGACUGGAUAUGGGCCAAUAAACUGUAUUUGAAUCCUGGAAGGAGAGCCUCUUGGAGUGGGUGAUUCCCCUACCUAGGAGACUGGAAAGUUAUCUGUUCUCCAUAGGGUUGUACUCCCUCUGAAGGAGCAGGUGCAUAGCUUGGGAGCUCCCAGAUACAUCUCCAUCACUAGAUGCUCAAAUGUCCUCUGUGACUAGAAAUGCCUUUUACCAGUUCUGCCUGGGUUGCAAGCUAUGGCCAUUGUUGCACAGGGAUAGCCUGAUACUGCAACAUGCUCUGUGUGGAAAUGUGAUUGGGCUUCGUUCAGAAAUUCCAAUUGGAGCAGAAUGCAGCAGCAAGACUGUUCAUGGGGCCACAUGGCCAACAACAUGUGACACCAUUGUUAAAGCAUCUGUGGUGGCUGCGGUCAAUCACUGAAAUUAUCUGCAGGAGUGUAGUUGGUUAUCCCUUGAGUUGAUGAGGCUCAUUUGACAGCAACUAGAAACUGAGCCUUUUGUUUUAUUGGCCCAGUCUUGUGAACUUACCAUUGAAUAGAUGCUUAGCAGGCACUUUCUGUUUUAAAAUUUAAGCACCUGCUGAAAACCUUUCUGUGUCACCAACCUUAUAGUAGCAAUGAAGAAAAGAUCUUUUGCUAAUAGUUAGUGGGUCUCUGAUUAUAACUUUUUAUGUGGUUUUUCUUGUAUGGUUUUAUAUACGCAUGUUGUAAACUACUCUGAAUUUUAAUGAAUAGCAGUCUAUAAAGAUUUUUGUUGAUAAAUAAGUAAAGCACACUUUCGCAAUGGUGCAAAAAAGUUUUAUUUAAAACAACUGAGUAACAUGCUGUGUUCAAGUUACAAGACUUCCAACUGUUCUACAAAUGAGUUCUCACCAUGUUUUUCUGAAGUUCUAUAUACACUUAAAUAUACACUAAACGUGGUGGAACUUCUGAGCAGCAAUAGAGAGGGUCAGACCAUAAAACACAUACAUUAGAAAAGAGUGGUUCUGCCAGCUGCAGGGCAUUCUUUGAAUUUUGAAUACACUGAAUGUUAUUACAAAGAACUGCUAUGAUUUUAAACAUUCUACAUUUCUAGCUUGAGUUAUGAAUUGUGUCAAAAAGCAGGGAGAGAAAUCAUGUCCUGCAUUGUUCUUUCAUCUUGCCAAUCUUAGGUAAGACUGAGCAAACCCUCUUUAAGUCUAACAUUUUGAAUUGCUAGCCUGAAAUGCAAGGAACUGAAUGCACUACCACCAGUCCUUGGUUUUUAGUUCCUGCUAGCUCCUAUGAGCAGAAACAGUUGGCUUACCCAGCCGGAAACCGUUCCUUCAGAGCAACUUCCAUAGCUUCCUGCAUUUUCACACAUUGAGAGCUUUUGGUAACCAUGUACACAAUUAUUGUUAGAGCCUGUCUGAGUCUCAUCUUGGUUGACUCCUUCACUCCCAGAAAGGAAAGGACAUUUGGGGAUGGGCAGUCAGCAUGGCAUACUUAGUGACUGCUUUUGUGGAUUCUUUGGUAGGACACCUCAUGUCUUGUGAGUCUACUGUAUGUAAAGCAUAACCUUCCUAGGUUUGAGACUUGGGAUAGUACUUAAUUGUACUGUGUACUGUGUCUUAAUUUAUCCUUGUUUCUGUUCAAUGUGUAGCAGAAUAGUGCAGGCUUGGUGCCAGCCCUGUCAGUCCCCUCUUAAAUCAGUUACUUUGUAUAUCUAGGGUAGUCAAUCUAUAUUUGCUUCAAUAGAGAGAGAGUUUCCCCUUGCUACGUAUAUAGCAGCCACAUUCAUAGUGGCCAUGUCUGCUUACUGGGAAUUUGCAUUUAAGUUGUCAGUUGGAGCAAGAAAGGGGAAAUCCCUUAAGAUAAUACAUGUCUGGGUACCAGGGGAAUACAGCAUUGGGAUCACUGAAUAGCUGGGUUUAUGUAACCUCAUUCAGGGUGUUGAAUGGCUCCCUACUAAAAAAAGAGAAAAAGGUAAGUUCAUGACCAGCUACUGACCUGUAUCUGGCUUUCUUUUUUUGAUAAACCUCUUUUGGAGGAAGAUUUCCAAGUUUCUGUAUCCCAAGAGUUCAGAAUAAAUAACUGGAAUAAAGCGUUUUGACACCAUCUUCAAAUAAUUAGAGAAAUAAAUUAUCAGUCUAUUGCAGCCUCUCAUCCCUGGGCUACAUAUAGUUCUCAUGUCUCCAAGUUUAUAAGCAACACAAGGAAUUGUACUUUGCUGUUCAUUUUAAAGGAGCGUAUGUCUAAUUGCACUGUUUAUAUAGUUUCUAGACUCGGUUCAUAGUGCAGAUUCUUAGCUUUAUAGCCUUAUCUGGUUUGGAACCUAUGCAAUUUAGCUCAUAUCUCCUUUUAUGAGCCCUUUAUCCUUCUUGCUCUGUGAGUUGUGCCUCUGUCUCAAUGUGACUUUGUCACUCAGAGCAACCACUGCUUUAGCAAUGAGCAGAGCUUAUACAGUCAAGUUGCAGCUUAUGCACAUUUAACAUACAGAAUUUCAACUUUAUGCGCUUGUCUGUAAAAAGGUGGGCAUCCAACAGGAAAGUCAACAAACCCAUUGCACCAUUGCACUCACCUUGGGGGAGUGUUUGGAGGUGCAGGGUGAAUUCAGCAGCCUUGGGAGAGAGAGUAGAGGUGCAGCUGGAGGGUGUGUGCGGCCUUGGAGAUUAAAAAACAUGGCCAUGAAAUGCAAGCCAGGUCCCUCCACUGGUGUGCAACAUUGGAGACAAUGAUUGGUUCCAACACUGCAAGAAAUGUGGCUGCGUUGAGCUGCUUGAGAGGAUGGCAUGUCGGUCUCCAGUGUGGCGUGGAAAUAUAGCUGCAAUGAAUCCAGCAUCUGUGCCAUCAAGGUUCAAGAGAGAAACCUGUGAGGCUGUGACAGCAGGUGUUGCAAGGCUUUAGUGAAGACUGCAGAGGCAUUAUGGCUGGAAGACAUGAACUGUAAACAUGUGCCUGUCAUGUUGAGACAAAAGACUCUCAACCUGUAUGUAGGCACUCUUCAAACCUUCUGCUAUGGAUGGGCAGCCUGGGAAGGAAUUCAAAGCCAGCCAUGGUUGGUGUGACAGUUUUAGGCACCACUUCAACCUCAAAAAUGUGGACAUGAUUGGUGGAGCUGCAUCUGCAGACAAAUAGGCAGCAAAAGCCUACCCUGAGCAAUUAAAGAAGCUGAUAGACGAAAAGGGAUAUUUUCCUGAGCAGGUUUCUAAUGCUGACAAGAUGGGCCUCUUUUGGGAGGGAGGAAUGCCUGACCAGACUUACAUCUCCAAAACGGGAAAACAAAUCCCUGACUUCAAAGCAGCUAAAGAUGGUGUGGCAAUACAGUUGAGCAUUUAAUAAAUCAGGUUUGCUGUACAGGUCAGAAAACCCCCAAAGGCAAGAACAAAAAUAACCUUCCUGUGUUCAAGUAAAGAGACUUGGAUGACUGCAGCAGCAUUUUUGGAUUGGUUCCUCAAGUGCUUCAUUCCCAUGGUGAAGUUCUACCUUGAAAAGAAGCAACUGGACUUUAAACUGUUACUGAUUUUGGACAGUGCUCCUAGCCACCCUGAGGCAACCCACUUUGUCCUUAACAGUGUUGAAAUUGUCUUUCUCUUCUCCCCCAAUAUGACCUCCAUUAUCCAACCUCUCGACUGAGUUGUGUUUCGCAGAUUCAAGGCAACUUAAACAAGGCUAGUUGCAUCACUUACAUUGAGUGAUCAGUGAAUGCAUGCUGGUGAAACUUGUGAAAAUAAUGUCGGAAUGGCUUUGAGUGUUUUCCAAUGCUCAACAACAAAGUGGAACAUAUUGUCCAGAUAUUCAGGCAAGCGGGGGUUGAUUGCUUUGUUGGCGUCAAGGAAGUAGUUGAAUAAUUGGGGGUCUUGGACAAACAUUGACUAAUGAAGAGCAUCCUGUUCUCACAGUGGCCAAACAGUUGCCUGUGGGAAACCAGCAAGCAGGAUUCGAACACAAGAACACUCCUCUUGUGGUUUCCAGCAGCUGGUAUUCAGAAGCCUCUGACUGGAAGUAGAGCAUAGUCACCAUGGCUAGUAGCCAUUGACAGCUGUGCCCUCCAUGAGUUUGUCUAAUUCUCUUUUAAAGUCAUCUAAGCCAGUGGCCAUUACCACUUCUGUUCCGUAAUUUAACUAUGUGCUUUUAUAAGUUGAAAUCUGCUUGAAUUCACUCAAGUCUUCCAAACAGCAAAGCACCUAAAUGAUUUGAUUGCUGACUUUGAUCCCUUUCUGGAACGAAGCCUCAAAAUCACACAUGGUGUUACAGACACUUUCAGUCUUUAUCAAGAAAUGUUUGAGCAGCUCAAGAGAUACCGGUGACAGUUGCUAAUCACCAUGUUUCUCGCAAAAAAUAACACAGCAGCAAACGAGCCCAUGCAAUCUACUUCUGAAGCUAAAUCAGAGCCAACCACUUCACAUGCAAGUCGCCAUCAUACACCCAAGCCACUCCCAUCACUUCAUGGAACAACAUCAAGCACUGAAGAGGAAGGCUAAGUACCGUAGCUGGUAAGUGCUGCACCAUGAUUUUUAUGGGCCAUUUCUCAGUUUUAAAGGGUUGUUUGACUAUUUUGGAUUUAUGUGUUACCCCUGAAAUGUAAUGCACACAUAAUAUGUAAGUCAGCGGUACUGCCAUUAUCCCAAGGAGAAGGCCUUAUAGGAAACUACCACAGAUACAUUGGGGUCAGAGCUGAGGAAAAUAUUUCAACUGUGUGUAUUGUUGACACUGGCUGGUGGUAGCUCUUCAGGUUUUAAGGCAGGAGUCCAUCCUAGCUCUUCCUGUAUAUGCUGGGGGUUGAACUUCAGACCAUUUGCAUGUAAAGUAUGUGUUCUUCCACAGGGUUAUGGCCCUUCCCUUUUCUUUUUUCAUAAAGAUCAUAAAGCAUUUUUUGUUCCACAGAAAGCCUGGCUGCUGACUUCUGAGAAUGUUUUAAUACUGCCAGUUUCUCCAGUUUAUUUUAUUAUGAGUGUUUUUUAAAGAUGAAUAGCAUAAUAUCAUAAGCUAUCUUCAGCUUCAAGGUGGCAAGAGACACAAAAUUUUAAAUAAUAUUUUAUAAUGAAUAUUAUUUAUAUUAUAUAAAAUUUUGUGUCACUUGCCCCCUUGCAGCUGAAGACAGGGACACAAAAUUUUAAAUAAUAUUUUAAGAGAAAAUCUUGGAUGUGGCCAAAGCUUGACAAAGACUCAGAAGUGAGAGGAAGGCUGUGGUCUGCACAAUCCCCUGGUCACUUUUUCUGUGAUGGUAUUCUUUUUUGCUUACUUGUUCCCCGUUUACACAUCUUCACUUCUCUCCGUACUAUCAUCCUUCAGAUUCUUUGAGAAUCUUUAACUUGAGAUAGUUUAUUUUUAACAGUAUUAUCCUCUGCUCAGAAUUUGGGUUGUUGUGCUGAAUUUGUAUGUUGUUACAAGCAGGCAAGUGAGUUCUUUAAGAUAAGUGAACUAAAUUCAUAGUGAAUGUGCAAUGUGUGAAGAUGGGUCAUGAUUGAUACAAUAACGUAAGAAUAGCCUGCUGGAUCAGGCCAGUGGUGCAUCUUAGUACAGCAUCCUGUUCUCACAUUGGCCAACCAGAUUCCUGUGGAAAACCAGGGAGCAGAACCUGAGCACAAGGGCACUCUCCCCUCCAGUGAUUUCCAGCAACUGGUAUUCAGAAGCAUUGCUGCCUCCAACUGUGGAGGCAGAGCAUAGCCAUCAUGGCUAGUCACCGUUGAUAGCCCUCUCCUCCAUGAAUUUGUCUAAUCCUCUUUUAAAGUCAUUGAAGUUGUUGACCAUCACUGCCUACUGAGGGAGUGACUUCCAGAGUUUGGCUAUGCGGUAUGUGAAGAAGUAGUCAUACCUCGGGUUAAAGUAGCUUCGGGUUGAGCAUUUUCGGGUUGCGCUCCGCAGCGACCCAGAACUAACGGAACGUGUUACUUCUGGGUUUUGCUGCUCGCGCAUGCGCAGACGCUCAAAAUGACUUUACGCGCAUGCGUGGAAGCGCCGAAUCGCGACACGAACAGACACACAGACGCGGGUUGCGUUCGCUUCAGGUUGCAAACGGGGCUCCGGAACUGAUCCCGUUCGCAUCCAGAGGAACCACUGUACUUUCUUUUAUCUGUCCUGAAUCUCGCAACAGUCAGCUUCAUUGGAUGUCCAUGAAUUUGGUGAGAGAGGGAGAAAAACUUCUCUGUUUGUUUUACCAACAGCUGCUAGCAUGUGCACUAGGGGCACGACACACUUUUGAGCAAUUUCUAGUGGCAAGUGAUACAGGAAAUAUCCUUUGGCCUCAUUCUUGAUUUGUCACUUCCUUGAGCUUCCUUUUCAUCAGUUCAUUUCCUUUUUUAUACAUUUUCUUAAGCCUCGUUGUCUUCCAGCUUCUGUAUAUUAAGUAGCAGACCUUUAUUACCGAUAUAAAAAAGAUGCAGCAGCAGCUAUUAAAGGCUUUGGUAUUCAGAGUGUUAAGAUAAAGUACCUUAAAUAUUUUUGAAUCAGUGAAAUGUUGAUUCUACCAGUCAUCCUAGUAACUACUGUGGUAAAAGGUAAAGGACCCCUGGGCGGUUAAGUCCAGUCAAAGGCAACUAUGCGGUGCUCAUCUUGCUUUCAGGCCGAGGGAACCGGUGUUUGUCCACAGACAGCUUUUCGGGUCAAGUGGCCAGCAUGACUAAACCACUUCUGGCACAGUGAAACACCUUGAUGGAAGCCAGAGCUCACGAAAACGGCAUUUACCUUCUCUCGAUCUAAGCUAGAAACCAAAUUGUUGGACAGUAAAAGUAAAAUUUUGUCAAAAACGUAUAAUUUAUUAUUACAAUGGCACACAAAAGAUGAAGAAGUAAAAGAGGUAAUGAUAAAAUGGGUGAAAGAUUUUGGGUAUAAUAUCCAAUUUGUUUCAUGGUCAAAAUUAUGGAAUGAAGGAAUUAAAUUCAUGGCAUGUAUGGCAUUGAAAGAAGUUAUAAUGAAAAUGAUUUAUAGAUGGUAUUUAACUCCAACCAAACUAGCUAGAAUGUAUAAAAUGAGAGAAUUGUUGGAAAUGUAAUAUUAAAGAAGGAGACUUCUAUCAUAUGUGGUAGACUUGUGAUAAAUUAUUUUGGGGAAAGAUGUUUAGGUAUACUUUUGUUAAAAAACAAAAAACAAAGCUGAAGCAUUCUUGUUGGGUUUGAUUGGAGAGGAAAUAUCUAAAGUUGACCAGAGAUUGUUUAUGUAUGCCACUACGGCAACUAGAACUUUGUUAGUACAAAAGUGGAAACAGCAAGAAUUACUGAUGGUGGAAGAAUGGCAGACGAAGAUGAUGGACUAUGCAGAACUAGCAAAGCUGACAGGGAAAAUCUGAAACCAGAGUGACCAAGCAUUUCAGAGAGAAUGGAACAAAUUUAUUCAGUAUAUAGACAGUUACUGUAAACAUGUAAAGACACAGGCAGGACGGAGAUAAACCAUGCAGCGUAUAUUAGAAUAAAUUUUCUAUUUUCUUCAUCAAGUUUAUGAUAAGAUAGGACAAAUGUAGAAUUGUGAUGAUAUAAAUGUGUGAAAUUAAUAUGUGUUUUAUAAAAACCAGACGAUGGAACGGAGGGAAGUCGAGUAGCUCGGUGGAGCUAAAAAUGUAUAAAUGGAGAUAAGAUGUUACAAUAUUGUAAAAAAUCAAAAAUCAAGAAAACAUUUUUUUUAAAAAAAUGGUGCUUACCUUCCCACUGUAGCAGUACCUAUUUUUCUACUUGCACUGGCAUGCUUUCAAACUGCUAGGUUGGCAGGAGCUGGGACAGAGCUGACCUUCCGAUCACCAAGCUCAACAGGCUUGGUGGUUUAGCCCACAGUGCCAUCCAUACUUUUUUAACCUUUUUUAACUUUACCUACCUACUAGGCUGACAGGAUUUACUAAAACUGUUUUUCCCCGCAAAGAAAACAGUUCAACAAUGGAACGGAUUCCCUUAGAAGGUGGUGGACUCUCCGUCCUUGGAAAGUUUUAAAGCAGAGGUUGGAUGACCAUUUGUCAUAGAUGCUUUACUUGAGAUUCCUGCAUUGCAGGGGGUUGGAUUAGAUGACACUUGGGUACCCUUCCAACUCUACAAUUCUUUGAUUCUAAGAGAUGUUUGGUAUGAUCAGGUUUCUUACUCUCGGACCCUCCCAUCUUUGCUUGGCACACUAAAUACAAGCUGUUAACUGAGAUUACUAUUUGAACAAUUCAAACAAGAUUGGUUACUGUUAUGAAGCAAUCCCAAGAAUGCACAUCUGUGACCUAAAGCUCUGAAAAAGAUAGAAAGCAAGUAGCUUAUAUGUUGUAUUUUAUUAGAGCUAUGAUUUUAUGCAUGUUAAUUCUUCAUUCUUAGCCAAUCUAGGCUAUAUAUUAAUAUAAAGGCAGUCUUCUAGUUUGUGUUAUGAAACAUUUUGUUCAUUGAAAUUCACCAAAUGGAUUGCUAUGUUUGUUGGCAACAUUGCAGGAAGGAUUUACUUGUGCAAGAACCUGGGAUAUUGCGUGCUUCUAAACAUCUCAUUGGCCUUACCACUAAGUCAUUAUCUGAAAUUAUGGAGCAUCAAAAGGAGAACAGAAUAUUCUGUCCAGGAAUGCGAGCCAAUAAAAUCCUGAUAAGUGUAGUGCAUAUUAGCAUACAAAAUGUAACAAACUAGAAUGAAAGAGUGAUUAAGCCAAGCAAAAAUUACCGUAUUUUUCGCACUAUAGGACGCACUUUUUCCCCUCCAAAAAUGAAGGGGAAAUGUGUUUGCGUCCUAUGGUGCGAAUGCAGGCUUUCACUGAAGCCUGGAGAGCGAGAGGGGUCGGUGCACACCGACCCCUCUCGCUCUCCAGGCUUCAGGAGAGCCCCAGCGCCAGCCCCACAAGGUCGGGGGGACAGAGGGAGGCGGAACGCCGCCAUCCCGCUGUCUCCCGAAGUGGUUUGGAGGCUGACGGCGGGAGAAGAGCGCUUCUCCCGCUGCCUGCCCCAAGCUCCGGGGGCAGCAGGGAGACGCAGCGCGGCAUACCGCUGUACCCCGACCUGAAGUGAAGGCGGGCGGCGGGGAGAAGAGCGCUUCUCCCCGCUGCCUGCCCCAAGCUCCGGGGAGAGCAGGGAGGCGCAGCGCGUCUUCCCGCUGUCCCCGGACCUGAUGUGAAGGCGGGCGGCGGGAGAGAGCGCUUCCCCGCUGCCUGCCCCCAGCUCCGGGGACAGCAGGGAGACGCAGCGCGUCUUCCCGCUGUCCCCGGACUUGAUAUCAAGGCGGGCGGCGGGGAGAGCAGCGCUUCUCCCGCUGCCUGCCCCAGCUCCGGGGACAGCAGGGAGACGCAGCGCGUCUUCCCGCUGUCCCCGGACUUGAUGUCAAGGCGGGCGGCGGGGAGCAGCGCUUCUCCCGCUGCCUGCCCAAGCUCCGGGGACAGCAGGGAGACGCAGCGCGUCUCCGCUGUCCCGGACCUGAUGCAAGGCGGGCGGCGGGGAGCAGCGCUCCCCGCUGCCUGCCCAAGCUCCGGGGACAGCAGGGAGGCGCAGCGCGUCUUCCCGCUGUCCCGGACUCUGAUAUCAAGGCGGGCGGCGGGAGAGCAGCGCUUCUCCCCGCUGCCUGCCCCAGCUCCGGGGACAGCAGGGAGGCGCAGCGCGUCUUCCCGCGGUCCCCGGACAUGAUGUCAAGGCGGGCGGCGGGGAGAGCAGCGCUUCUCCCCGCUGCCUGCCCCGUAAGCUCCGGGGACAGCAGGGAGACGCAGCGCGUCUUCCCGCUGUCCCCGGACCUGAUGUGAAGGCGGGCGGCGGGGAGAGCAGCGCUUCUCCCCGCUGCCUGCCCCCAAGCUCCGGGGACAGCAGGGAGACGCAGCGCGUCUUCCCGCUGUCCCCGGACCUGAUGUGAAGGCGGGCGGCGGGGAGAGAGCAGCGCUUCUCCCGCUGCCUGCCCCUCAGCUCCGGGGACAGCAGGGAGACGCAGCGCGUCUUCCCGCUGUCCCCGGACCUGAUGUGAAGGCGGGCGGCGGGGAGAAGAGCGCUUCUCCCGCUGCCUGCCCCCAAGCUCCGGGGACAGCAGGAGGCGCAGCGCGUCUUCCCGCUGUCCCCGGACCUGAUGUCGAAGGCGGGCGGCGGGGAGAAGAGCGCUUCUCCCCGCUGCCUGCCCCCAAGCUCCGGGGACAGCAGGGAGACGCAGCGCGUCUUCCCGCUGUCCCCGGACUUGAUAUCAAGGCGGGCGGCGGGGAGAGCAGCGCUUCUCCCCGCUGCCUGCCCCCAAGCUCCAGGGACAGCAGGGAGACGCAGCGCGUCUUCCCGCUGUCCCCGGACCUGAUCUGAAGGCGGGCGGCGGGGAGAGGAGCGCUCUCCCGCUGCCUGCCCCCAAGCUCCGGGGACAGCAGGGAGACGCAGCGCGUCUUCCCGCUGUCCCCGGACUUGAUAUCAAGGCGGGCGGCGGGGAGAGCAGCGCUCCCCGCUGCCGGCCCCACAAGCGCCUGGGGGGGAAAUAUUUUUUUUUCCAUUAUUUCCCCCCAAAAAAACUUGAUGCGUCCUAUGGACCGGUGCGUCCAAUGGUGCGAAAAAUACGGUAAGCCAUUUAGCAUUUAUCUUAAGGCCUUUACACAGUCCUUGUUUUGUGAAGGUCUGGUGAGGAAGAUGUACUAGCUACCAAAUUAUGAAAUAUUGGAGCCAUCAAUGAGAAGUACGUGUUGUUCUUCCACACCAAGCUAAUCUUAUUAGCAUAUGUUCUCUUAGUAGAAGUGUCCUCUUGAUCUUGAUGAGAGAGCUCUGGUGCAAUGGUUAUGUAUGGUAUACUCCCCAAACCAGUAUCUUGAGUUUUGCCCGGUAGCCGGUGCCAUUGGUAGUGGACCAGCCUAUUAUUCUUUCUAUUGUUGCAUCAGUUGCUGUAUUUUCUAUCAGCUGCAGCUUCCAAGGGGUUAUGAAGGGCAGCGGGUGUAAGGCAAUUUAUAGCAGUCUAUCCUAGCAAGUAGGGACGCGGGUGGCGCUGUGGGUUAAACCACAGAGCCUAGGACUUGCCAAUCAGAAGGUUGGCGGUUUGAAUCCCAGCGACGGGGUGAGCUCCCGUUGCUCGGUCCCUGCUCCUGCCAACCUAGCAGUUCGAAAGCAUGUCAAAGUGCAAGUAGAUAAAUAGGUACCACUCUGGCAGGAAGGUAAUCGGCGUUUCCGUGCGCUGCUCUGGUUCACCAGAAGCGGCUUAGUCAUUCUGGCCACAUGACCCAGAAGCUGUACCCCAGCUCCCUUGGCCAAUAAAGGGAGAUGCAAUAAAGGGAGCAAAGCAACCCCAGAGUCGGCCACAACUGGACCUAAUGGUCAAGGGUCCCUUUACCUUUACCUGUCCUAGCAAGUUACAGGGUUAAGGCGAUUAGCAGAUUAUUUCCCAGCUCCACUGAAUGCUGUAGUCCAGGGAUCUCCAACAGGUAGAUCGCAAUCGACUGGUAGAUCGCAGGGUGCCUGUGGUGCCUGUCCCCCCACCCAAAAAAUAGAAAAGAAAAAAAGGUCAACAACUAUGACUUCCAAAAAAAAGCUCUGCCAGUUUUUUUUUAUAGUGGGAGUGGAGUAGAUCUCAGUCUCUUGAAAGCUGGACAUGCCCGCUGUAGUCUGAACUAAAUGAAGAUGUGAAGUAUAUCUCUGUCUACUUUUGGUGGUUCAGGCAGCAGUCGAUACCUCCUGCUUCCUUUUCCACUUCAGUACUUAAUAUGGCUGGGUGAUAUUUGCUUUUCAACAUUGUGAUGUAUCACCAUCCAAACAUUGUGAUGUAGUGAUACAUCAUGAUGUUGAAAAGUGGAGGGAGGUACAGUGCCAAGACCGAUGCAACUUGUUCCUCCCUCCGCUCACCAGGCACUGUAGGUGGAGAAGGGCCUCGGGAGCGGUGGCAGUUUCACUCUUGAUACAGGGGUACCUUGGGUUAAGAACUUAAUUCGUUCUGGAAGGUCCGUUCUUAAUCUGAAACUGUUCUUAACCUGAGGUACCACUUUAGCUAAUGGGGCUGCCUGCUGCCGUCACGCCACCACCGCACGAUUUCUCUUCUCAUCCUGAAGCAAAGUUCUUAACCCGAGGUACUAUUUCUGGGUUAGCGGAGUCUGUAACCUGAAGUGUCUGUAACCUGAAGCGUCUGUAACCUGAGGUACCACUGUAUACCGCUGGGUGAAUUUGCCAUUGCACUCUGGCCCUCAGACCGGUUCUGGCCUAUGUAUCAAUGCAUCACCCAGACCCUAGUGCCUAACCAAUUCUGAAAACAGUUGGAACCAUAAGACUUCAAAUACGGAUUAUCUUAAUUUAUGCCUGGGCUGUAAGCUUUAUUUAUGGCACCAUUAUUAUUUAAUGGACUGGCCACGGAGAGGACAGUAGCACCACUGUACACCCAGGCCCUGCUGUCCAAACACUCAUUAUACAACAAUUCACUUAUCCAAACACAAGGAAUUGGUACCAAAAGCUCGCUAUACACACUGCAGAUUCAGAUAUCCAAACAGCCCAACAGAUUUAAAAACACUUAGGUCAGAGUCUACUAGUUUGAGGGCCUACCUGGUGUUUUACAUCAAUCUCUAAUCUUGAGGAGUAACAAUAUCCAGGGGCCAAAUGUUCUGGGAGGUUGCAUUACAUCAAUACCUAAAAAUUGUACGUAACCUAAAAAUCUCAUGCAGAUGAGAAGGUGCUGCAUGGCAGGAAUUCUACAAACCCAUUCAGAUGUUGUGCACUCAUCAUUCUUCAGAAGCUGGGUACCCUGUACAAACCCUGGGGAGCUGUAGAAAAAGCUCUGGGUAAAAAAAAUAUUGUUUUGUUUUUUAAAUUGAUACAAUAUUUAUAGUGUUUGAGAGCAACACAGGCCAAGAUUGCAGUCAACGUGGGCAGUCCAAAAUGUGAUUGUUGUAGGUUGGCAGGGGUUUUCAUGGGGCUUCAGAGAAGGCUGUAGAGAGCAAGACAUGGUGCUGGUUGUGUACACUGGUAAAGUUCAAUCUGAAACUUUUAAGGAAUUGACUAAUCCUGCCUUGCUAACAGCUCUCUUUUCCUUGUAGCUCCCGCAUAUCGCUCAGAAUGGAGGCUUGUAUAAAAGACCUUUCAAUGAAGCUUUUGAGGAAACACCAAUGCUGGUUGCUGUACUGACUUAUGUAGGCUAUGGUGUCCUCACCCUUUUCGGGUAUCUUCGAGACUUUCUGAGGCAUUGGAAAAUCGAGCACUGUCAUAAUGCAACAGAAAGAGAAGAACAAAAGGUAAAUGCUUGUUAUUACCUUUGCUUCAGAGACAAGGUGGGGUUGAACGAGUUUGUGGUGAAGGAGAUGUAGCUAGUCUUUUGUAACUAUGUGUUUGGCUUAGACUGCAUUUGGACAUAGGGCCAAGCCAUAGUUUGUGCUAAUUGUAAUUUAGCUGAAAUCCUGGCUGUGUCCCAGAAUAUCAGCUAAAUCAUGGUUUGUGAGGGUUUUCUAUUCCUCUUUCCUUAAUACUGCCCAUGGUAUUCUAAGCUAUCCUGCAUUGGCGAACUAUCAGCAAAAUGUUGCCCCAUGAGCUGCUCUCUUACUAUUGGCAAGCAGCUGAAGUGGAGCAGGGAGACGAAUACUUUCUUCCGUGGGCUGAUCUCAGCACAGCUGAAAAUAAAGUGUGUUCUUGUGUGCAAUUCCCUUGCCCUUUUGCAAGGUUGUCUAAGAUACCUUUCUUUUUUCCUCUUUCCCACCAUUUCCAGGGUUAAUCAAUCUUACUGAUGAUGAUUUCAUUAGUUAUUUUAAUGUAAAUGGCAAGUAGCUGCAAGGUACGUAGGUACCCCAAAUGUUACCAAAGUAUGACACUUGAGGCGAAGAUACUUACAAAUCUCUCUCACACCUUGCAAGUAAGCAUUAACUAGCAUUAUGUACGUGGUUGACUGUUCCCCUUUCCUAUUCAAGCCCUCUUACUUAAAAGCUAUUGAUUAUUAUUUUUUAACAAAGAAAGGCAAAUCUCUAGGCACCCACUCAGUCACAGCUUAAACCUUCUUAGAAAACAUUUUUCAGUCUAGCAUCACACAGCAUUAAGACCUGUGUGACGUUCCUGUUUCCAGGUUUACUCCUACGGUGCACAAAUUACACCACCUCUUCCUUUGGUAGGUCUUUCCAUUGCUCCCUUUCAAGCCCAAUAUCUUUUUCAACAUAGGUCUCUUUCACAAAAGUGGGAGAAAUGUAGCAACAUUUUUAUUUUGAAUUGUUUUGCAUCUAUAUUGCUCCCCAGCUAAGGGACUGCACAUAAAAGUUUUCUCAAAAACGUAAGGUGCUUGUUUUUAAAAACAAAACAAAACUAAGGGGCCUGCAACCAAAAAUGUUUAGUGGUUUUCAGACGUUAUAGAACAAAUUGUUUUUCAGAGAACUUACUUUCAAUUAUUAGAACCAGAAGCAGCAAUUUUACUCUAUUGCAAAAAAUAUAUUUGUAUCCACAUAACUGAAAAUUGUUUUUUGCCUAAUAGUGUAGUGCUUCUAAACAUUUUUUAAAGCGAGCUUAAACUUUUAACGACUACUUCCUUUCUGAGUCUGGCGGGCUUUCGUCAUGCUGAACCUGAAGUACAGUGGAAGGUUGAUUUAUAUUCCACCAGUGGAACUUGGUAUGGUACAGGUUUUGGCUAACAGGGAUGCAGCCCUUGAAUUGUCACUUCUAGGCAAAUCAUCUAGAGCAGGCAUCCCCAAACUCGGCCCUCCAACUGUUUUGGGACUACAGCUCCCAUCAUUCCUGACCACUGGUCCUGUUAUCUAGGGAUGAUGGGAGUUGUAGUCCCAAAACAGCUGGAGGGCCGAGUUUGGGGGUGCCUAAUCUAGAGUGUUCCCUUCAAUUUGAAUUUAUGUCAGAAUAGCACAGUUAGGUACUGGCAGCAUUUGUUGCCUCAGGGGCAGUGUGUGUGGUAUGGGUAAACGGGGGUUGGGGGUGGGGAGGAUGUUUCCUGAUUAUUGAUACCAAAAUGUUCAGGCAGCCUGGUCUAGUUCCACUGCCUCCGAGUAUGCUCAGAAGUGGCUUCUCUUACUGAUUGCCAAAGGCAGCAGGUGGAGUUGAGAGUGCAUAUUUCAUGCCUUUAUUAGCUUUCUUCAUGUCCCAAUCAGCGGACAUGUAGUUAUCUGCACAUCUUAGAUUCUUAUUGGGAGACUUAAUUGAAGAGGUUUAAAUAGGAUUGGGACAAAAUAUAAUUAGGUUUAGCUUGGAUGUGCAGAGGAGUUUAUAUAACAAGUAACCACAGAAGGGGGGGGAGGGGUUGAUAUUAAUAUUGGGUAUGUGAAAUUUGUUGUAUAAAAUGAUGUUUUGAUUAUGUAAAAUUAGAAAAUGGAAAAAUAAAAUAUUAUAAAAGGCUGAGAGGUGUAUGGGUUGUCUUAGGGAUUUGUUUUUGUUUUUGCAGAGUAGGACACAACAGAUAGGAGAUCAUUCAACAGUAAAUGGUGCCUUGAAGAGUGCUGUGUUAUGAGCUUCUUGUUACCAAAGGUUAUUAAAAGAUUCUUAUUGUGAUAUUGUCUGCCUAGGUAUGUUAGGGAGAGGCAGACUAAGGGCUUAUGUUGUGAAAAUGCCUGUGAAACAUGUUUUGUUGCUGGUGAAAUGUUAUCAUCCUCCAUGCUCUGUAGUCUGGCAGACUUCAAGGGCAGAAUGUGCCAAACCACAGUUGGUGCAAACUGACUUUGCAAGACAGCUUCCAACUUUGAUUUCGGACCUUGGUUUGUUGGCCUUUCCUCAAACAUCUUACAAUGUAUGGAUUGGCUCUGCUUCUGAAUGUUACAGUAUCUUGGUAAUAUGAGGGAUUUACUUGAAAUUUUAGUGUAGUGGGCAGAAGGUUUGGGCAUAUCCAGACAGUUGUGGGAAAUCGUCCAAAGAUGCUCUAAGUUACUGUCUGUCAUUUACCUUAAGUUUACUAAUUUUAUACCUUGGGUAGGCCUUGGAACAAGGCUUCGUAGAUACAGGGGUUUAAUUUCAUUGCAGUAGUGUACUCUCUAAAACAGUGAGGUCUGCAUUUUCAGAAUGAACUUCGGUGACUUAAAGGUUUUCUGGCUACUAAAGGUAAAAUAAAGUGGUUGAGUUGAAAGAAUGCAGCUUGCUAGCAGAUUACUCAGGUGACUCAUACAGCAGAUUUCUUCAGCCAUGCUCUGCUUCCCUGAAUCCUGCCUGAUUGCUCUUACUGAGAAAUAACUACUACUAGGGAUGUGGUUUGGUUUUCCUCAUGUUUCUGCCAAAGGAAAGAAGUUAGCAUAUCAUCAAAACCAGGGCAGCCUUGCAUUUCUAAAAGCCUCACUUAAGGGGUGUGGAGGCCUUUUGGGUUGGAGGUGUUAGUUUCUGUUCUUAUCACUGUGCAGCUGCUUGGAGUCACAGGACUCUGUUUACAUUCCAGGGAUUCCAGGCUAUUGGAAGUCUCACGGGAGAGAAGACGGGAUGUGAUGUUAGUGGUUUCCUGUUUCCUUUGUUCUGUUGCUCUCUGCUUUCAUAGAGAGAGGAUGUCUUUUCUGUCUGCGUAGCUUAGAAAUAAAACUCUUUGCAAUGUAGCCAUAAAUCUCAUCACUUCCACAUGCUGCUGGAAACUCUGCUUAAUGGAAUGUGCCUGAGGCCUCAUCUAAGGCUCAGGUCGUUAAUUAUUCAUCAGAGGUGAUUCCGAAGGCUCAGCCGGAGGAAAAUGAGACUUUAUCAGCUUGGCUGAGCGGAAAUGCUGACAUUUGUGGUCAUGGGCCCAGACGAACAGCAGAAGAACGGAAUGCAGGUUAUCUUCUCUGCGUGUCAAGAAGAUUGAUGAGAGGUAUGUGCUCUUGCCCCGGGAAGCCUGCCAGUCCCUGGUUAAGGGUGGACUUUGAACUUCUAGCCAAAGCACUUACCGGCAGCAGCAGAAGAAAACAAAGGCCUCACGUGUGCUUUUGGAAUGCAGCUGGUAAAUAGACGCAGCUUGCUUUAACUGACACUGGAGGCUAAUGCCAGAAUAAUGGAGCCCCUUCGAAAUGCCAUGGCAGUUCCAAAGCUCAAAAAAAAAAUGUUAUCAAAACUGGGUGCAGUAUGCAGAGGCUCUGCUAAGAAAAGAGGGUCUGUUUAAUGUGAUAUCAGAUGCCCCCCCAAGCUCCAAUGACCGAAGAAUGGGAGGCUAAGGAUUCCAAAGCAAGGGGAACUCUGACGCUUAUUGUGUCCCCUGAAGAGCUGUGUCUUUUGCGUGACAAGGCCUCAGCCAGAGAGAUGUGGGAGAGUCUCCAAGAGUCACAUUUAAGAACAGAGGCGGGAGCUUCUUUGUUCUUUUAUGCCAAGUUGCAUGAUAUGGCACUUGUUGAUGUAGCAGACGUACGUGCUCACCUCAUGGAAAUGCAGAAUCUAAGGCAUGAGUUGCAACAGUGUGGAAUCACCUUUCCAUAGGCUGUGUAUUCCUUCAUGAUUCUACAUUCUUUGGGUUCAAGUUGGGAAGCGAUUGCCAGCCAGCUUGCUGUUUUGCCAACUGCUCAGCUAACGGUAGCGCAUGUUACUGCUGUGGUGUUAAAUGAAGCGGAUUGGCGUAGUGCUAGCUGCAUCACCAAGGGGCAGUCCUCACAGACGUCAUCCCAGAAUGCAGUGGAACCACUAGAUGGCGCCAAAGCUUUGAAGGCAGUGAAAUGCUACUCGUGUGGACGUCUAGGCCAUGUGAAGAGGGAAUGUAAAUAUCCCAAGGCCAAGGCAACAGAGCAGCACAGUGAAAGCUCAACGCGUGGAAAAGGCAAAGGUCAGAAGUGCAGGACAACGCAACACAAGGCAAUGGUCUCACACUUCACUCCAAAGGUCCAGAAGAUGUCUAGAUGUAGCUUCAUCAUCGACUCGGGAGCUACCAGGCAUGUUUGUUGGGACAAACACCUGUUCGUGUCCUUUACUCCGCAGGAAGGUUCGAUUCACCAAGCGGAUGACCACACAAUCUCCAGUCAAGGCUAUGGAACGGUUGUUCUUCACAGCUUGGUUGCAUCGAUACACAACACUUUUUUCGUUCCAGAUGCUGCACACAACCUACUGAGCGUCUCGCAGCUGACUGAACAGGACAUAGACGUUUCCUUCAAGAAGAGGAAGUGUACCAUCACCAAGAAAGAUGACUUUGUAUUGCAUGCUGGUUAUGUUGAUCAUUUGUAUUGCAUUAUGAUGAUUCUGUUGAUGUUGUGCAGGAUGAAACUUGUUGUAUUGCAGAUACUAACAAGGUUUUGCAUGCAGGAUGUAUUCAUGAUUAUCACAGGAAACUUGGCCAUUUAAACUUUGAGGCAGUUUCCAAAAUGCCUACCUUAGUUGAAGGUAUUAAACCCUGCAGGUACCACAUGAAGUGUAAGGCAUGCGCAGCAAACAAAAGUCAAAAUGGCUGCAAAAGGUAAGGUGUCCAGUAGACAAGCUACAGAACCAUACCAGGUAGUGCAUGCUGAUCUUGUUGGUCCACUAACACCCUCUUUGGGUGGAGCCAGGUACUUCAUGGUCCUCAUUCAUAUUCCAGGUAUAUUCAUGUGUUCAAUCUCAAGCAGAAAUCAGAAGCUUUUCCUAGGUUCAAGGAAUUCUGUGCUUGGUUGAAAAAUGUGCAUGAUAAACAGGUGGAAUGUGUAUUUACAGAUCGAGGGGGAGAAUUCACUUCUCAGCAGUUUGAAGCUUUUCUGACUGAGAAAGGAAUUCAACAUGACCUUUCAAGUCCACGGUCUCCUUGGAUGAAUGGACUUUGUGAAAGGGCAAAUCAAACAUUGCUUCAAGGCUUGAAAACCUUGCUGCAUUAUGCCAAUCUUCCAGAGAGUUAUUGUGCAGAAUCGCUCAGCUGUAUUGUUUAUACUUAUAAUCGCAGAUUCUCAUCACUGAUUGGUUGUACCUCCUAUGAAAAGAUGUUUGGCAAGAAACCAUUCAUCAAGCACAUGAGAAUUUUUUUUUUUUUUUAAUAAUAAUUAUUGAUAAUUUCAGGAUUACAAGAAAAAUAAAAAAUAAAAAACAGCACUACAAUACAAAAAAAGAAAAAAGCACAAAAUAUAAAAACCAAUACGACAAUACAGCAAAAGAAAAUAAAAAAGAAGAAAAAAGGGGGAAAAAACCACAAAUCCCAAAUUGAAUAUCCAUAAUUUCCAUUUGCUUGUUUCAUUGACCUCCUCACACCUCCCUUUUUGUAUUCUAGUUUAGUAAUUAUUUCAGCAAAUUCUUUCCAUCUUUCUCAAUUUUUGUUAUAAAAUUUAUUUUAACAAUUUAACCUAAUAAUUAACUCAACAAGUCCUUUCCAUCUUUCCCCAUAUUCUGUUAUUCAAAUUACCUUAAUUUAUUUAACCUUAUCUUACCCCUAAAUACCUUAAGACUUAAAUCUUAGUUUUCAAAUAUACAUAGGUCCUGAUAUCAUUUCUGCUAGAGUCGUAUAGUUUCAUUCCCACAUUUUCCCUAAUAUUCAUUAAGCUGAUUCUAAAAUAAAAAAUUCCCAUUAUAAAUUCUCUUCCAAUCAUCAUCCAGCGUCUCUUCUUCCUGGUCUCGGGUCGUGUCAGUCCUUACUGUCCAUUCCAUCUAGUCCAUCAACCUGGAAGCCUUACGUCCGAGGCCCUUAAGUCUCUUCCAUGUCCCUUCUGCAAUUCUUCUUCAUCUUGUUUGUGCUUGCCCUUUUCCUUGUCUUUUGUUGGUCUCUGUCUUAGUUUCUUUCCUUUCUCAUUGAGGAGUAGGUCUCUGGGGGAUUCCAACCCAAAAUUAUCUCCAUCACCCUUCAUCCAGCUCACCCAUUCCCCACAGUCCCACUCCCCACAGUCCUUGAUAUAAUCCAAAAUGUAUUUAAAAUCAAAUUUCAAGAUCUCUCCAAAGCUAGGAACCUCCUCAUCUCCAGACUCCCCUUGGCCCACUCCAACUUCAAUCUUCAAUAGCAGCGGCUUAUGCUCCUGUAGGGCCUCGGGUCUCUCCAUUUGUACUAUUUGAGGUGCAGCCGCAUCCUCCUCCAUUGUCAUCUGCACUUGCCCAGUCAGUACAGAUUCAUAGGUUGGUUCCUGAAUAAUUUCUGUAUCAAUGUUCCCUGUUUGUCCACAGUUAUUAAUCACAACAGUCAAAUCCAUUUUCUCAUUCAUCAAGUCCAUCUUCUCAUGCAUCUGUUCCAGCAAAGCAUUUGUCUUGUAUAAAGCAAGCACCCAGUUUUCCUCCCAGCUCAUCUUUCUUCAAGGUCAGAAAAGACUUCCCACGGUCUUAAUCUCACAGAUGUUGGGUCUCAAAUAUACUACAGCAACAAUUUAGCAAGCUCCCUGUAGAGGAGACAAUCUAUUUGUAUCCAUUUUUUUUUUUUAAGACAAAGAAAAGUUACUUUCAUUUUUCAGAUAUUUCAGAUGUUUUUCAGGUAUUUUGUUUCUUUAAAAUGCAAAAGGCAACAUUAGAAUCCACUUGUUUCUCUUCAUUAGCUAUCUGUCAAAGUAUUACGUUCACAGUCAAUGCAGUCAAUGAACCUCUCCAACAGUUUCUGUCUCUGACACCCCGUUCCCAGGUUAGAGACGGUGGAAGCUUAUCCUUCUUCACUCCCUCUCCUGCUAGAGUUAAACAGAGUUCCCGCCCCCCUUUUCUCCUGCUUCCAAGGGGGGUUUCAGUGAUUCUGAAUGAAGGAAAUUUAGUCUUUUUUGACAGCUUCCCGGCUUUAGCUUGCAAAAUUUUUGCUUUAGUCUAUAUACAAAAAGCGGAAGGCGGACUUCCUGUUUGCACCUUCCCGCUUCGAUACCAAAUUAAACAAUUUCUUGAUCCAAUUUUCCGUUUCUACUCAUGGGUACUUGUUUUAAGUCCAAUUGUCCACAGGAAAAAGUCAGCGCUCUCUGGCAAUGGCUGUGCGGCUUCACUCCGUGAAAGUAGCAGUCAGUUCGUAGCACCGCGCUUCUCACCCCACUUCGCUCCGGAACCCCUAGAUAGGAUUCCCCGCGAGUAGGGGGGGCACUUCUGGUGCCCUGCCGAACCCCACGUUCCCAGGCUUCCUCCGCCUGGGAUUUCUAGCGGGUCCCCACCUUUGCCGCAGCGGGAAGACCCAGUUUCCACGGAGCCCGUUCCUCCGGUCGGAGGAACUCCGCCAUUCACCAAUGGCGCUGACCUGGAAGUCCUUCAAGCACAUGAGAAUUUUUGGUUCUGACAUGUGGGUUCACACACCACAAAGCUCCAAGUUAGGCAAACGUGGUUUGCAUGGUAUCUUUCUAGGAUAUCAGAAAGAUUCUUACAGAGUAAUGAUGACUGACACUAAUACAGUUAGGCUCACUAGAAGUGUUGAAUGCAAUGCCAAGUGGGGGGAGAAUGUGGGAAUUUUCCAAUGUUAUCCUGAUGACAGUGAAGAGACUGAGGAUAAGCAGCAGCAAAACCCCACACCCACUGAUGAAGGUUCUGAAUCUGAAACUGACUCAGAUGGUUCAGAGGAUUUCAAGAGUGCUAAGGCCUCUCUGCGACCCUCUGAAGGCUCUGAUUGAGAAUUGGAGGAACCACUGUUCACUAUAGGCCACCUUUCUCCUAAGAAAGAAGAGGAGAGUGUUGAAGACUUACAUCUGAUUCGCAGGUCUGAAAGAGCCACAAAAGGUAGACCUCCAAAGAGAUUUGCUGAUGAAUUUGCUAAAGCAGCAAAAGCUGUAACUGCUGUUGAUAGCUCCAAGAAGGUAUUUGAACCUUCAAGUUUCCAAGAGAUCCAGGCUUUGGACUCGAAGGAUGCUGAGCCAUGGUUAACUGCCAUGAAGGCUGAGCUUGAUUCCUUGGAGAGGAACAAAACAUGGGAGCUAGUUCCAGUAGUCCCAGGGAUGAAACUGUUUGACAGCAAAUGGGUCUUCAAAGCAAAGACAGAUCAAAAUGGCAAGAUAGUCGGACACAAAGCCAGAUUGGUAGCCAGAGGUUUUUCACAGGUACCAGGAGAAGACUGUCACGAGACCUACUCACUCACCGUGAGAUAUGAGAGCAUUAGGCUUAUGCUCAAACUUGUUGCAGAAGAGAAUGUACACGUUUCUCAUCAUGAUGUGAAUACAGCAUUUUUGUACGGAACCUUAGAUGAAUCACUUUAUAUGCUUCCACCUGAUGGCGUACAGGUAAAACAGGGAUUUGUUUGUUCUCUGAAGAAGUCCCUAUAUUUUCUCAAACAAAGUGUACGAUGCUGGCACUCUAAACUCACUGAAGUGUUGUUUUCUCUAGGUUUUCAGCAAGGUAAAGCUGAUCCAUGUAUAUUUGUCAAAGAGGAAGGGCAAAAGAAGCUGUAUUGCUUGUUUUAUGUUGAUGAUAUACUUUUCUUUUGGAAGAUGUUAAAAUGUACAAUAGCGCCCUAGCUCAACUGAAGGAGCACUUUGACAUGAAAGAUCUUGGUUAGGUAACCAACUACCUAUCUCUGGAAAUAGAGAGAGACCAAGAUGGUAAUAUUUUAGCACACCAGUCACAGAAAAUUGCUGAUGUGUUAACCAAACUAAACCUGAUGGAUGCUAACCCUGUGGACACACCAAUGACAACAGGUUAUCAGGUAGAUGAUACUGAAGAAGCAUUUUCUGACACGAUACUGUACAGAAGUGUGCUAGGCAAACUAAACUUCAUUGUCAGAUGUUCAAGACUGGACAUUGCAGUUAGCUGUAACUUGCUAAGCAGAUAAGUCAACAAUCCUAUUGUUAAGGAUUGGAAAGAUCUGAAACGCAUAGCACGCUAUUUGAGAGGCACUAUGCACUACAGACUGAGAUUUAACAAUCAGAAGUCUGGCGGUCUUGAAAUAUUUGCUGAUGCGAGUUUUGGAAGUGACACUACAGACAGGAAAAGUACGUCUGGAGUUUGCUACAUGUACAAUCAGGGUCUAUUUGAUUGGUUGUGCAAGAAGCAAACAACAGUAAGCUUAAGUUCUUGUGAAGCUGAACAAUCCACUUGUGGAUUGUGAUUGGUUGUUACAAUUGUGUAAAGACAUGAGAAUUCCUGUCAAAUGUCCAAUCCAGGUUUAUCAGGACAACAAAGCAUGUUUGGCUUUGCUGACUUCUGAAGGUUGUAAGCAAAGCACGAAGCACUUGCAAUUGAAGCUGCAACAUGCUAGAGAAUGUGUUCAGAAAGGACUCAUAAUGGUGUCCUACAUGCCAGGUAACGAAAUUCCUGUUGAUUUAUUGUCCAAGGUUGUUCCGAAGGAUCAACACUGUUCCUAUGUACAGAAACUGGGUUUGUACUGAGAUUGUACUGACAUGCUGCCCAGCGGUGUUCACAGAAAGGGGGAGGAUGUUAGUUUUUGUUUCUCACUGAGCAGCUGCUUGGAGUCACAAGACUGUGUUUACAGAGACAGUCCAGGCUAUUGGAAGUCUCACGGGAGACUAGAGAUGGAUGUGACAUUACUGGUUUCCUGUUUCCUUUGUUCUGUUGCUCUCUGCUUUCAUAGAGGAUGUCUUUUCUGUCUGCAUAGCUUAGAAAUAAAACUCUUUGCAAUGUAGCCAUAAAUCUCAUCACUUCUGCAUGCUGCUGGAAACUCUGCUUAAUGGAAUGUGCCUGAGGCCUCAUCAAAGGUUCAGGUCGUUAAUUAUUUGUCAGAGGUGAUUCCGAAGACUCAGCCGGAGGAAAACAAGACUUUAUCAGCUUGGCCGAGCGGAAAUGCCGACAGGAGGGUGGGGGGCCUCAUACGCAUAUGAGAUUAGUAUGUACACUCUAUGAAAGAAGGCAACAGAACACAUUGACUAGUACUAGAAAGCAGCUUUGAAGUACUGGGUGGCUGCAUUAAAAAAAAAAUCCUUAGCAGAUAUUUAAAAGAAAUUUACAGACACUUGUGCUUCUAUAAACAUACAACUAGAAAAUGUAUUAUAGGUUGCUUAAAGUAUUAAUUUGUUUGUGAUCCUUUGAAAGAGGCCUUUUUAUAUCUGGCAUGUAUUUGACUCGAGUACAAAACCACUGGAAGCUUAUAAAUUGAUAGGAUUGUGUUAAAUAGCUGAGAAACUGCAGGCCAUCUUUUUCAUUACAUAGAUAGGCCUAGUGGACGGAGGGAAACACUCAAGUUACCAAUAAAGCUGGCUUGUGGGUAAUAGUCUUUAGCCUUUUCAAGCACUUGUCUACCUAACAGCCAUAGUAGUUAAUGAAUCAGCAUCUUAGUAGAACUAGGUGCAUGCAUUGUUCAGAGGGCGUGGAGCAGGAGGGUAACUGCCAUAUAUAAUGCACAAAAUCUCUUUGCUUUCAGGAUUACUAUCCCAUGCACACACUUUCAUCAUGGUGGCAUAGCUAUCCUGUUGUUGGUUCCCAUAGGUUCUAGGUUUCCAUAGCUGCAGUAAUGUGAGACUAGUUAUACGUGAGGGAAGGGCAUAUUGAGGGAAUCUGACCAUUUUUGCUUUUAACAAUUUGCUUAUCCCUGGGUCCAGUAGAAAACCCACAGGAAUGGGGAAUCAUGUAUUUCACAGUGCUUAACAUCUGAAGUUAAUUUCUCACCCAACCCAGUCCUGUUGUUCUUUUCCACAUAGCAAAGCAGACUUUUUCAGUUUUUCAUAGAUGGUCAUGUUUCAAAUGUAAGUGUUGGCUUAUCCGCUUCAUCUUGUUUAACACAACAAAUACAGAUAUCCUUUUAAAGCACAUCAUUUUUUUUAAAGGAAAACUUGCAGUUGGUGUGGGUUUUCUAAGCAGAAAAUUAAAACCUUAAAAAAAAAAGAUCUAUUCUGGGAGCAGCAGAAGGUAACGGUCUUCUCCCCCACUUCUUAGUUCUGUAACUAGUUAUUAUAAUAAGUCUGUAAACAUAUUGGAGUCCUAUGCUGCCUGUGAUCACUGAAAAAAGAAGAGCAGAAUUACAGGCCCUGGAGUGCUGCAAACCCAGACAUUUAUAGUUUUACAUUUUGUUAGGGACAGAGAACUUGUUUGGAGUCCUUUCAGUGGGUAUAUCUUUGUGGUUUCUAGGUUCAGUGCCAUUGGAUAUCUUCACUGUCCUGAGCACUUGGUGAUAUUCAGAGAGGAAAACAUGCAAUAGCACCAAGCAAAAUGGGUUUAACACCACUUUUCCUGUAAUUUGUGGGUGGGGGACGGAGGUUGGAAAGUUAGUCCUCACCUAUCCCAUUGUUUUAAUGCCCUUUUCAUAUGUUUUCAGGAUUUUGUCCCUUUGUACCAGGAUUUUGAAAACUUCUAUACAAGGAACCUCUACAUGCGCAUUAGGGAUAGCUGGAGCAGACCACUCUGCAGUGUACCGGGAGCCAAAGUAGACAUAUUAGAGCGGGUUUCCCAUGACUACAAUUGGACAUUCAAGUGAGUAAAAGGCUUUUGGAAAGCUCCUGCGCAACUAACCUUUAGAGCAGGGGGGCGGAGAACCUGUGGCCCUCCAGAUGUUGCUGAAAUAAAAGUACAAGUAAGUCAGGGGUCCAAAACAGUUUCAGGGUCAAAGAUUCUCCACCCCUGUUUUAGAAGAUAAUUAGUGAGGGUUUGUGAAAUGGGUUGUGGAAGAUGGACCGCAGCCUCUGUAGCAAGGAUAAGAACUCCACUAUUCCCUGUUGCUUAACUCGGUGCCAGACUUUCAAGAUUGCCGUGCCACAGAUCCCAGUUCACCUAUACUUGGAUCCUACAAAACAGCCCAUGAGGGCUGACUGUUUUAAGGCCUGUAUAGAAAAACCAUAUAGAUUAGGGGUGACCAACAUUUGCGUCAUGUCUUGUGCACGUUACAUUACUUUUGCGUUUCACUUUGCCUUCAAGUGGGUUUGCCUCUAGUCCACUGAGAUGAGCAGCAUUGUAGUACUGAAGAGGAAGGCAGAAAUGGAUGCCAUAGCCACAUCGGUUGAUUCCUGAGCUCUGUUCUGUUUGUGCCCAAGCUCAUUUCUGCAUUGCAUGCCAUGGGGUUUUGUGCUCAGUAGAGUCUUCAGUCUUAUACAUGUUUGUGAAAACUUAUGCCAGAAACCCUUUGCUUUGGAAAAAGGGCAGUAUGUAUCUCAGUCCCGUCUUCUGUGCGCUGGAUCUUUUUGUAGGGUGUUCAGCGGUAUCCCCCUUGGGCAAGACGAAUACAAUAGCAGCCGAAAGGAAAACCUACCAUACUUUCUGUGUUUGAGAUAAACUAAGUAUGUCCAGAUUUCCACUGACUUAAUUGGAAUUGAAAUGAAUUGGAAGUUCAUGGGAUAGCAUGUCAGUUAUCUCUGGUCUUUAAUUUGGUUUAUAUAUUUAUAUUAUAUAUAUAUUUAUAUCCCACCUCUCCUCCAAGGAGCUCAAGUACAUAGUCCCCCCCCCCCAUGUUAUCUUUACAGCAGUCCUGUGAGUUAGGUCAGACUGAGUGACGAUGACUGGCCCAAGGUCACCCACUGGCCAAGUGGGGAUUUGAGUGGUGGUCUCCCAGGUCCUAGUGACCUUUAAUAAAGUGAAGAAAAUUGGCAGGGCUGUUUAGAAGCAUGCUCAGGAAAUGAUAGCUAAAGAGUUCUGCUUUAGAACAGAGCUAAUUGAGCAGAGUUAACACCCAUUGUUAUUGUCAGGUUCAUAAUUCAAGGGGGUAUGGUUAACACACUUCUAGAAGAGAAUAGCUUUAGUCCUCCUUGCAGUAGUUUACUGGCUUCCAGAUGCCCUUCCUUUGUGUGCUGGAGGAUAUUGUGCUUGAAGAAAUUACUAGGAUUUGAGGAUAACAAGGGUAGGGGGUCUUUUGUGGGGUGGCGGUGGGGUAGAAGGCUUGAAAUUGCCAGAGAAAAAUAACAAACUGUUUUGAAAUGCCUCAGCACUCUGUUUUGAUUCUUAAGAGAGCUUUUAAAGAACAUCUGCUAAUCCGCAAUCUGACACUUUACAUAUUUUGUCUGAAUAAAGCUAAUUAUGUUGGAAGAUGCAGAAAAGCUUUUGUUUAUGAUCUUCAGCUAUAACGAAAGAAGUCUUGCUGAGUUAAGCAAACUGAAACAGAGAAGCAUUUGUAUAAACCUGUUUGUCUUGCCUACUUCAACAUAAGAAAUCUCUAACAAGCUUUGGACACAGCCCUGUUAAUACAUUGUGACCAGUGAGGCUUUGAUAUUAUUCCUGAAGGAUAUUAUUCCCUUUGCAUCAUGUCACAAGUGGCUUUGAAGCUUUUGGAAACUUUAAAAAAGCAGUUUGCAUUGUAGCAAAGAGUGACUGUUUUAGGUGGGCUGCCAGCUAGCUGAAAACUGCUUGGUGUGCACAGAGCCCUUUAUUUCUAAAGGAUUUUACUAGAUUGCAGCCUUCAACAGUACUAAGCAUAUGUACUUUUACUUGUUGAUGAUCUCCAUAUCUUUUACAUGCUAUGUUUUUAUAAAUUUAUAUAUAGGUACACAGGAAAAGUGAUAAAAGACAUAAUUAACAUGGGGUCCUACAACUACCUUGGGUUUGCAGAGAACACCGGAGUUCGCAAGGAUGCUGUGGCUGAAGUUCUUUCGCAGUAUGGAUGUGGGGUGUGCAGCACUAGGCAAGAGAUGGGUAAGUUCAGACAAAGGACUAGUAUCUGAGUACAUUUAAUAACUCAGACUCCACAAAAUAUUAUAUGGCAGUUCCUAAGCUUUUGCCCUAAUUUGUAUGCAUCCAGCUUGCAUCAUUAACACUAAAAAUUAAACUUCCUAGCAUUAAAAGUGUUUCAUGCACAGUAGAUUUACCCAUCUUGAACCCCUUUUCUAUGUUUCUUCCAGGAAACCUGGACAAACAUGAGGAGCUAGAAGCAUUAUUGGCCAGAUACCUUGGUGUGGAAUCCGCUUUGUCGUACGGGAUGGGAUUUGCAACCAACUCAAUGAAUAUUCCUGCUUUGGUUGGCAAGGUAUGGAUGUCUUUGGAGAGAGGACUGGCCUAGAUCUGUCUUCACAGGUUUCUAAUGUUAGCCUCUCACUUAUUCAGUGCAUACUUUGUGAAGGAGGGGGAAAUUAAAAUUCCUGUAUGCCAUGCACUUCUGUUUAGAAAAUAGUUAUCCCUUGUGGAAAAGUUAAAUGAAUAAUCGGGAGAGGAAAAACAUGUCACAAGAUGAAUGAAUGCACCAAGGCUGCAUUCUUAGCCCCUCAAGCUGUAUUGGGACAAGAAAAUGUCAGUUAGUUUGGAGGGCUGAGCACAUUAGUCACAUUGGCUUCACUAGAAUACAAAAUGAUUAUGUAAAAUACGUUGUUAGCUUGAUAAGAUAGAAACUAUGUUAUUGAAAAUAGUCUGUUUGGAGAGAAUUUGUUAGUCCAGUGCACAUUCACACUUCUUGUUUUGAAUUUCAUCACAUGGCACCCAACAUAUUUAUCAAAAAUAAAUUUCUGUAUUAUUUUAAGUGGGUGAGCAACACUUGGUUGAAAUAAAGAGUGCAAGACAUCCAGGUGAAUAGCCUACGUAUGCUGUGUACAAGAAUGCAUUGCACCAUUUAUGCCAUUGUGAACUUGUAAAGGAUUUCUUAGGUUUUUAAUUACCGGUAUCUUCCAAAGAGAAAUGUUGUGUAUACAUAAGGGGAAGAGUUUAAAUUCCUAUUUGAUUUAAAUUUGACUUCAAAAUUUUUAAUAAGUAUACACAUCAUAAUAAGAAAUGUGUAUCAGCAAAGCUAUUAUACUAGGUUGCCAAUCUAACUGUUUUAAUAUCUUAUUUAUUUCUGUUUUACUGUCAAGCUGCAACCCAAAAUAAGCAAUUCCUUCUCCUUUAUUGUAAUGCUGCUUAUCCAUAGUCCCUUACCCAUCUUCUUGUGUAAUUGGAGCAAUAGGAAGACUGCACAGCACAGUAAAGCAAGCAGAGAGCUGUUCCCCAGGUUCAGUGUAUCAGAAAAGCUAUAAAUAGUAAUGUGUGGUCUUGCAGCAUCAGCUAUUGAUCCUAUGCAUUGUGGCCAAUCAAGGAAAACUGCUUGGAGACCAGGGCAGGGUGUAAGGAGUUUCACCCAGCAAGAACCAUGCAUGGUUAUAGGUCAGUGGUUAACUGCAACUUUCUGUCUGGACCAUUUAUUUUCCUGUUUCCUUGUUCAGGGCUGUCUAAUAGUGAGUGAUGAGUUGAAUCAUGCAUCUCUAAUAUUAGGAGCAAGACUUUCAGGAGCAACAAUUCGAAUCUUCAAACACAAUAGUGAGUAUUUCCCAGGACGUUUAUUAAUUUGACCAGAAAUUCCUAUGUUGUGGGCUAAAUGCAGACUUUGAUUUUAACCCCCUGAAAAAGCUACCCAGAGAACAUUCAUUUAUGGGCAGUAUAUAAAUAAAACUCUAUAGCAGCCCCAGGUGCAUUUUUAAAAAAUGUUCUUAACAUUUAAGGCUACCACAAAUGAGAAAGCAUUCAAAAGCUCCUCCCUGAGUAAGUGUUUCUGUGGUCUUCAGAUGAAGAGCGGUAUAGUUUUUUUUGUUUUGUUUUGUUUUUCCUCUUCAAGCUUUCUCCAUGUCAUAUUUACCUGUUCAAAUGCACUGUUUAUCUUAUGGACAUAAGAAGAUCCCUGCUGGAUCAGACGAAAGACCUGUAUAGUUAUCUAGUCCAACAACCUGUUCUCACAAUUGUCAGAUGGAAACCUUUCUGAAACCCCAAGCAGGACAUGAGGGAAAUAGCCUCACCUGCUGUUGUUCCACAUCUAAUGGUAUUCAGAGACACGAUAGCUCUGAUCCUGGAGGGGUGGCAGGUAGUCAUCAUGACUGAUAACUAUUGAUAGCCUUAUCCUCUAUGAAUUUUGUGAUUCCCCCUUUAAAAGCAUCCCUAUUGAUGCUGCUGUUACAUCUUUGCAGAUUCCAUGGUUUUAACUAUGUGCUGGGUGAAGACGUAUUUUCUUUUGUUCUGUUCUGAAUCUUUCUCCAUUCAGUUUCACUUGAUGAUUUCUGAUUCUAGAAGUAUACAGUCGUACCUUUGAUCUCAAAUGCCUUGGCUCCUGAACAACUGAUACCCGGAAGUGAGUGUUCCGGUUUUCAAACAAUUUUUGGAAGCCAAAUGUCCGACGUGGCUUCUGAUUGGCUUCAGGACAUUCCUGCAGCCAAUCAGAAGCCGCACCUUGGGUUUUGAACAGUUCCGGGAGUCGAACGGACUCCCGGAACGCAUUCUGUUCGAGAACCAAGGUAUGACUGUAGCUCUGUCGUAUCUCCCGGCUUAACAUGAUGCGCAGCUGAGUCCGUAUGUUCCCAGUACUAAUUGCUCCCAGUACUAAGUGUUGUCAGGCAGAGCGAUUCUUCAGAGUGAAGAGUGAUUCUUUAAUAAGCAACAAAAACAACAACAUAAUGUAACCCUCUGAAUUACUGCUGUAGUAAUGCUGCCUAUAGCUGCUUCUGCUCCUAAUCCCUUUACAAAAGUAACAAUGUUCUUUGGAAUUGUGUUCUUUCUGUAUAGAUAUGCAGAGCUUGGAGAAGCUGCUCAAAGAUGCCAUUGUGCAUGGGCAGCCACGCACACGCCGGCCAUGGAAAAAAAUUCUCAUCAUUGUCGAAGGCAUUUUCAGGUACAAGCUUGGUCCUUCCAAUCACCAGUGCUGUUUGCCAUAUUGGAUCAUUGUUAUUGUCCAUUUUGAGGCAAUCUGUAAUCCAAGCCAAAUUGUUGGGUGCUUAUUAUUUGACUCUGGACAGCUGUAAUCAUGUCCAGACAUAAUGAUGCUCCAAGUUGCAUUAGUGCUAAUAAAUCUAAACUGGAGGUGUGAUUUUUUUUUUUUUUUUGCCAGGUGUUUCUGUAAUGGAUUGUAAUGGACAUAGUUUCUGUUGUCUCACUUUGUCAGCCAAGGGUAAACUUGGUAAUGACUGACUGAAGGGGGUAUUCUGUGAAGAGAAGGAUUGUAACGUGAAUCUCUCCGGGUUUAUCAUUCCACAUUUAAUAUUUCUGUCGCUUUUCCUCUCCUCACUGAGCAUCCAGAGCAGUUUGCAAAAAGCAAAACAAAAAAAGCUCACCACUGCAUUAAACCAAUUAAACACAAUAUUACAAAGACUAUAAAUUUGAAACAGUAAUUGAAAGCAGUAGAUACAGGACGCAUAAUGCCAGUGUGAUGCUGUCAACUAUCUUAAGCUCUGAAGCCUUUACUUCACCAAACCUUUAUUAGGCAUUAGUUAAGCUCUGAAGCAUCAAAAACUUGUUAAGAAAGGGGUUAUGCGUAGUUGCAGAUGGAUGUUUUGGGGAGCCUUGAUGCAGUAAAGGGAUUGAUACCUUGCGCAGCAGUCCUAACCAUGUCUACUCAGAAAUAUGUCCUGUUAAAUUCAGUGGAGCUUACUUCCAGGAAAGUGGGGUUCGGAUAGCAGCCUUGCACACUAAAUUUUUCAGAGCAAUGCCUGGAAAACUGCUUCUAUAGCAGGGGUCUCCAAACUUUCCUUGCCUCGGGGCGGUGUCUCAAGCGAUGAUCGUGCAGCGGGCCGGAGGGCGGGGGAGCGCACGCCCCUACACGCGCACACACACGAUUUCCGGUGCACAUCUGAGUCGGAGGAGGCCCAUGCGCACAAGCUAUUUCUGGUGCUCCUCCGACCUUGUAAUUACUUGGAAAAUAUUAACCGGCCCCUUUUCUAGGGGAUUUGAGCAUCACUGGGAGAUUCCAGAAUUCACACCCAUCUCUUGUUUUUCUUCACAGCAUGGAGGGAUCCAUAGUCCGGCUUCCUGAAGUAAUUGCCCUUAAGAAAAAGUACAAAUCAUACUUGUACUUGGAUGAAGCUCAUAGUAUAGGAGCAUUGGGUCUCAAUGGCCGGGGUGUAGUGGACUAUUUUGGACUUGACCCUGAGGAUGUGGAUAUCAUGAUGGGAACAUUCACCAAGGCCUUUGGAGCUGCUGGAGGAUACAUUGCAGGCAAGAAAGUAAGAACUUGUGUUGGGAAGCAAUUUUGUAGCUUGUUAGUAAGGAAUAGAAGCUUAGACUCGAAUGCUUAGAUCAUCAAGAUCAUCUCCAUUUUAAUUUUGAGUAAAUUCCAGGAUCCCAAGCAUAAAUAUAUAAAACAUUUUGAAAAGCUCGGUUAGUAGUACUAUUAUGUUUUUGCAGGACUUCUCAAUUAAAAUACAUGGUCCAAACAAAUGCCCAUUUAUUACUAAAGCUAUCGAAGGUCAAAGCAGCAGCUAAUCCUGAGCACUACAUGUGUCUUGCAUCUAUUAUUUAUUUAUACAUACAUACAUACAUACAUGCAUACAUACAUACAUACAUACAUACCCCACGCACCUGGCUGGGUUUCCCCAGCCACUCUGGGUAGCUUACAGCAUAUAUAGAAGACAGAGAUUACCCAACACUUAAAAUAACACCAGUACUCACUCUCCGAAGUUUAUUUGAUUGCCCUUCCUUAUGAACCUCCCACCCCUUCUGCAAGUGUCAUAGCAGGUUGGCCACUCACCCACCACAAAACAGCCUGUUGGACUCCCCAUCCUCCCAUAUAUAUAUUUGCUAUGCUCAGUUUCCUAAUUUUAUCCAGAAUCAAUAUGGCAUUUGAUGAUGAGGGAGUAAUCAUUUAUGUGCUGCUAGGCUUUUCCUUGUCAAUUGUUAUCAUUAUGACAGCGUCUCCCUGACACUCGUUUUUAAAACAACAUCAUGGAAAUACAGUGGUACCUCUAGAUGCGAACGGGAUCCAUUCCGGAGUCCCGUUCGCAUCCUGAAGCGAACGCAAUCUGUGCGUGCGCGGGUCGCAAUUCGCUGCUUCCAUGCAUGCGCGUGAUGUCAUUUUGAGCGUCUGCGCAUGUGCGAGCGGUGUUCCGUUACUUCCGGGUCGCCCUGGAGCGUAACCUGAAAACGCUCAACCCAAAGCUACUUCAACCCAAGGUAUGACUGUACAGCUUCUUCCUAAUGACAGCAUUUAUCUCCCAAGCAAAAAUGGUUGAUCAGGGAUAAGGAGAUGCAUGUGCACCACAACCUACGAAGAAAGAUGAAGGCGCAACUAUAUAUACCUGCCUUCACUGCAUAUCUUUCAAAUAAUUAGUCAGCAAAGCAGUGUAAAUAUCAGCACUGCAUACUUGCCCCAUCAAAGACUGCUCUCUCAGUGGCAAGGAUAAUUUCUGAUAACCUGCUGUAUUCACUUUGUCAGGAGCUGAUCGAUUACCUUCGUGUCCAUUCACACAGUGCAGUAUAUGCCACUUCGCUUUCCCCCCCUGUUAUUGAGCAAAUCAUCGCAUCAGUGAAGUGCAUUAUGGGUGAAGAUGGCACAACACUUGGUGAGUUUCAGGCACUGUAAUUCUCAUGAGGUGUUAGAUUAAACAACUGCUCCUUCAAGUCAGCAAAGCAACUUGGAUUCUUUGCAGGUGUUGCUCUUGUCCACAAGGUGGCAGUAUGCAUUGAAGGACCACCUAUUGAGCACCAUCCGUCAUUUUCUGUGUGUUGCGUUUGCAAAGUAAAGGAAGGACUUGACCCUGAUUAAAAACAAGACACGAGGCUUUGACCAGCAAGGCUCUCGGAGAAAAAGUGCGUAAACCACACGCCUCACCAGGCCAUUUUAUUAGCAAAAUAAUCUUUUACACAGUGCUCGUAAGAACCAAUCAUAUUUCCUCUGAGCAUUUCAUCAAACCCACGUGGGGAGAAAGUUAAACCACUAAAACUAAUUAAGCACAAAUAUUUCUGGGGUAAACAAAGAACAGAACUACAAAGAAGCGGAUCUGGCAACCCUGGAGGUAAUAAACAAUCAGUACACAUGAUAAGAAGGAUGGCCAGAAAGACCAGAUCACUACCACCUUUAUGUGAGAUCUGUUUCCUGGCUCCAAGAUUAACAUUUUAAGAUUAUAUAUAAGAAAACUACAUCAAAGUAACUUGCCUACUAUCUUUAUGGCACAGGAUGCCUGCCUGGCAAAGCAACUGCUGUGUACGCUGUGUACGUGACGUGAGGAGAGAGCAAUGGGCAGUAGGGUCAAAAGGGCCAGAGAUGCAGAGGUGUAGAUUGAUCAAGAAUCAUAUCAAAAUAGUUUAAACCCAGUCAACGCAAUGCUUUCAUUGCUGACACAGAUGGCUUACUCUAUAUUUGUUAUAAUUCCUCAUAGCAAUCCCACCUGAUCACUACAUCUCUGGAUAUUUGCACUGCUACACUGUGGAGGACUGUUUUGUGAAAUCAGCCUUUUCUUUAUGUUGUUGGUAGUUGAAUGAACGUUUCAUCAUUGCUGCUGGUCAGGUUGAGAUUUGUAUUGGAUAAUGGUUUUCAUUUACUAAGGCAAAAGCUAUUGCUGUGCAAAAUCCUUGUUUGAGAGGUGCGUAAAUCUAAGACCAUAAGAGGAUCCGGUUAGAGCAGACUGAAGACCCAUCUAGUUCAGCAUCCUGUUCUCACAGUGGCCACCCACAUGCUUAUGGGGAGCCCAUAAGAAGCACCCAAGCACAAGAGUGCUCUACCCCCAGCCAUUCAGAAGCCAUUCAUACCCCCAGGUAUUCAGAAGUUUACAGCCUCCAACCACAAAGGCAGAUCACAACCAUCAUGGCUAGUAGUCAUUGAUAGCCUUAGCUUCUAGGAAUGUGUCUAAUCUGUUUUUAAAGACAUCUAAGUUGGUGGCCAUCCCUGCCUCCUGUGGGAGUGAGAUCCUUGGUUGAACUGCACUAUGUGAAGAAGUACUUUCCUUCAGUACUUUGUCCUGAACCCUCCAAAAAUCAACUUCAAGGGAUCUCCAUGAGUUCUAGUGUUAUGAGAGAGGGAGAACAACUACUCUCUAUCUGCUCUAUGCAUAAUUUUACAAAUUUAUAAUUUUACAAAUUUCUACCAUGUCACCUAUUUACUUGCCUUUUCUCUAAACUUAAAAGUCCCAGAUGCUGCAACCUUUCCUCAUAGGGCAGUUGGCCUUUCCCCUUGAUUACUCUGAUUGCCCUUUUCUGAACCUUUUCUAACUCUGCAAUUAUCUUUUUUUGAGGGUGACUAGAACUGUACACAGUAUUCCAAAUGUAUUUGCACCAGAGACGGCAUGACAUUGGCAGUUUUAUCCUUUCAAUUCCCUUCCUAAUUAUCUCUAGCAUGCAGUUUAUCUAGCACACUGGGUUGACAUCUUCAUUGAGCUAUCUACUGCUACCCCAGGGUCUCAUUCAUGGUAGCCCAUUGUGGAUUUUCUCUGGAAAGUAUAUUCCCACAAAGCUUCACAGCUACUAAUAUGGUAACUAGCUUUGUAGUUCAGAUCUAGUGAUGUAGUUGCUGGUGAGAUCUCAUUAUAGCGUUAGAACUGUAAGUUCCAAAUGGCUGUUGGCUCCAGGUUCUAUCUUCCCUGGAAAACUUAAAAGUGAAUAAUUGAAUAAGGUAAGGUCAGGUGGAUUCAUUUCUUUUGACUCUAAUGUAGGAAUCCGAAUUUGUUCAGUAUGAACUAUAUCUUUUUAAUUGUUUUAUAGUAAUAUUUGGAAAGAACUGGAAGAUUUUAGAAUUUGAAUGUUGAUGUCCCUAAGCAAAGUUAACAAUUUUAAGUGUCUCCUAAGUUAGCUGGGCUUUCAAGCAACAGCUUUCGCAUAGCCUUUGCACAAAGGCUGUUAACCCAGUUGCUACUCAUAUGGAGAGUCUCGGAUGUCUUAGAUUGGCAAGGACAACAUCAGCUUUGCAUACUUUUGGUUAGUAUAUAGUCAUACUGGUACAGUUUUUUGUAACUGUAGUUCUUUAGCAACCUAAAACACAAAGGGGACAAGUCCCUGGUUUUGAUUUACAGUCAUUAAUGACUUGCUUCUAGAUGCUGUGAAAUUGCCAUUUCUCUUAUGUCUUACCAAUCUUGUGCUUUGGGGGGAAGAAAGAUUAUUUUUGCCAGUUCAGUUUGCAGAUCCCAGCACCACCUUCCAUCCUGAUCCAGAAGGUUUUUGACCCCCUGGAACAAAGGAUGGAGUCCACCGAUGGGUAGUCUGGAUCUAACUUUUCAUAUUUUAUUCACUAUUACUGAAUGUGCAGAGCAAGUAAAACACACAUUCUGCUUCGUUUAUAAAGUUGUGUGGUUAUAGAAUUAACUAUCCUGCAAAAACAAAAAUCUCCUGAUGUAUCUCAGUUCUGAUUACUUACAAUUUAUUGCUGUGAUAUGAUGUAAAUUCUCAUUGUAACUGCAUUGCUUAUUUAGGGUUAUCAAGAAUUGGUUAAAAAGGGGUUACUUGAAAGUACUUGAGUUUGUGGACUCUUCAUGGAUGUAGAAGAAUUGGACUAAGUAGCUGAAGUUCAUUUCAGGUUACAUAUGCUAGGAUUCAGAACUCAUUUUACUCUAGAAAAUAUAUCUGAGCAAAGGUCUUUAGUGUCACUUAAGAUCUGGGAGGAGGGUGGGAAUAAGUAGAAAAAAUAACUAUGCUUACAAAGUAAAAUGGGGAUCAACAGCCAGAGCAGAAAAUACUUUUCAUGUAUUUGUUGUAUUCAGAUGAAUAGUAAACAACUUUAGCAUCAACUUCACAAAUUGUAUGAGGGCUUAGUAGCUCUCAAAACUUGGGGACAUGUAUUUGUCGAUUCUAUGGUACAUUGGCUAUUGUUAAAUAUUUGCAAUCAUUCCAGAGAGCCUUCCUUGGCCAAACAGGAUGUUAACAGCAGGCACCUUGGAUAGAAUACACAUGCCGCAGAAAACAGCAUGGCCAUUUCCGAAACAGGACAAGAGGCUAAUGAAGACUGAAUAGACUUAAUUAGGUGACAGCACGUGAACAUGCAAUCUGGAAUAGGACAGAAGCUUCCCUUCUUUUAUUUCCUAUUGUUCGUUCAAACAAAUCUUUCAGUGCUGGCAUUGUUUCUGUCUGGUACUCAUAAUGGUCAUCCCCAGGGUGCUGUCUGAAAUACUCCAUGUUAAUUUAAAAAUAUAACUUGUGGCAGUAUUUGUUUCUGUGUUUUGCAAUUGAAUGUGACUUGGUUCUAAAAAGCCAGCCUAGUUUAGCAGCUCUAGACAGAGGCAAAGAGUGUGCUAUUAAAAAUCUGUUCCUAUUACCUUCUUGGCAGGGGUGUCUGUUAACUGUGUGGUUCUUAUGAAUUAAAAAAUUGUCCAGUAGCACCUUAGAGACUAAAUUAGUUUGUUCUGGGUAUAAGUUGGUCUCUAAGGUGCUACUGGACAAUUUUUUAAUUUUUUAAUUUAUUUCGACUGUGUCAGACCAACACUGCUGCCUGUGUCUGGUUCUUAGUAACUGCGUAGGUCCUUACCUUCAAAGUUUAUAGGUGCAUAAUUCCUAUUUUUUGCAUGUUAAUAUUUUUGCAUUUGAGUCUCUCAAAUAUGUAAUGUGUAGUUUUCUUAAAAACGAGCUGCUAACUACAAUCCAAGAGGAGGAAAGGGUCUCCCCCCCCCCCAAUAUACUUGAUUAUACAAAUGGGAAGAGAUUUAUUGCUCUUUCUAAAAGUCAGUUUUGGGACAAGUGUCUGCACCUGAGACUGCAGGGGCGGGGGGGAGUCAAAAAUCUAUUGCUCCAAACUCUUUGGAUUAAUGAAACAUUUAGAUUAGAAGCAUUUUUAUUUUUUUUACAGAGGUUGAUAAAUUACUGGAUGAAUGUAAAUAAUCUACCUACUCUUGUAAAAAAAAAAGUUGAAAUAAUAAGGAAUUAGUAAUAAGUAGCCCAUAGCAAAGCACUACGUAGUUUUAACUGUUCAACAAUCAAUUAGUUUGGAGCUCCAUGAUGCUGUACUGCACAUUAACUUACCUGGAGGAGCUGCUGUUGCCCAUAUUAAACUCACAAUCACUGAAGUACAUUAGAACCUCUAUUUUACCCAUGGAGGCAUUGAAAAAAUGGGGGAGUGGAGAAAUCCCAUCUUUUUCCCUUAAGACACUUGCUGUAGAUGCUUUAUCUUUUUGGUUUCCCUUUACUGAACUUAUCCAGCUCAGUACAGUAUAUGAUUUGAUGUAUGGCGACAAGAAUUGCACGCAGUAUUCCAAGCAUGGUUGCAUUGUAGAUUAGUAGACAGACAUUAUAAUACUGGCGGAUUUUGUUUUUAUGUCUAUCAAUACCCAGCAUGGAGCUUUCCUUAUCUUACAGCAGCUGCUUUCUGAAAAGGUUAUCUUUGGGGCCUUUCAGCUGUAAACAAACAAACAAACAAACAGACAGACAGACAGACAGACAGAAAUGGAUAGAGAAGGGGGAACAUAAGAAGAACUGUAUAAAGUUAGGCAUAUUGUGAAGAAAGUAUCAUAAAACUAGAAUCCAGUGAAGUUGAAUGGUGGGAGAUUCAGGAGAGGCAAAAAGAAACACUCCUCACACAGCAUAUACUGAAACUGCAAUUCACCACCACAAGAUAUGAGGGUGGCUGCCAUUAGGUGCUUUUUAAAAGGAGAUUGGACAAAUUUGUGGGUAAUAAGGCUUUUUAAAAUGGUAACAGUUAGAAGGGACCACAAGGGUCAUCUAGCUAACCCCCUGUAGUGCAUGAAUCUUUUGACCAACAUGGGGCUCGAACCCACAACGCUGAGAUUAAGAGUCUCAUCCUCUACUGACUGAGCUACCAAGGUGGCUGUGAUAACGUAUCUACUUCCUCCAGCAUCUGAGGCAGCUUGCUUCUAACUACCAGUUGCUGGAGAUUGUGAGCAGGAGAGUGCUAUUGUGCUCAUGUUCAGCUUGUGUGCUUUCUAGCUGGCCACUGUGGCAAACAAAAUGCUGGACUUAACGUACAUACGAUCUGAUCCCGCAAGACUCUUGUGUUCUUGCAUUGUUCUAAUGGAUUACCAAUUCUCUAUCAUCAUAUGAGGUCACAAGUUGCACACAGAUGCCCCAGGAAGACUUUUAUGUGGAAAUCUGUUCUAUGAACAAUGCUGCCUUCUUUGGGAUUUUAUUGGUCAGCCCAGCCCACGUACUGACUGGUAGCAGCUCCAAGCUUUCUGUUCAAUAUUCAUUUUUAAACAGAGAUGCUAGGAAUUGAAUUAGGACCUUAUGAAUGCAAAGCAUACUCUCUCUGCCCGAUACGUAGCUCUUGUUUUGUCUUAAAUGGUAGUUCCCAAAUAGAAACACCUUAGGAAACUGCAUCUGCUUUGUCGUUACUGCAGUCCUCUUUUGGUUGCUAUGUAAAUGGCUAAAAUUGCAAUUCACAAUCUAGAAACUUGCUCAACUUGAUGAAAUGCUUGCAUUUUUUCUGGUAUAAAUGGUAUCCAAGUAAAAUGUGCCAUGUAGCCCACAAAGCAGUAUUUGACGCUGACCUUCCUGUCCCUUGCUUAUAAACUGUCUUUUUAAAAAUGCUUUUUUCUUUGAAGGUUAGGACAUUUAUGAGCUAAGAGUGGGAGUGUCCUCUGGUGACUUAAAUUUUAUUUUUAAAGAACACUUUAUUUAAAUUGAGUUUGAAAAUGUUCAGUUGUCACAUUAGCAUCUCUCAUUUGAAUUUCCUUCAAUAAGUGACUUGUUAAUGAGGUGUUAAAUUAUCACCUUGGGAACCCAGGGACUAGUCAAAACUAAUUUGGGCAGAGCAAAACUUUUGUUGUUGUUGCUGACCUCAAGAAUCCCAAGCUGUGCCAAGGAGCUGUUGGGAAAACAAAUACUUUGGGGGUCAUAAAGAGUUUCCUGCUUCUCCUCAGGGGUCUGACAGCUUUAAACAUCACUUACUGGGUUUGUGCUUCUGGCAGGGGGUCUUUUAAAUCUAACAAACCGCUCCUCCCCUUGCAUUCUCAGAAGGCCCUAGGAGUAGGCUCCAGGAAAACUGUUAAUCUGGCAUGAGUAGAAUCUUUGGCCCAUUUAGAAGAAUGUUAAUAGAUGAGCAUAUUGUACUCUUUAUUGUAAUAUUUACCAGAACACCAUGUUGAAUGUAUUUGUAGUUUUGAGUCGUGCUCCUCUUUCAUUUUUUACUCAGGCCAAGUGCCUAAAGAAACUAUUUGAAUUGUUCCCCUUGCCCCUUGGUUGGAAUAAGUUUUUCCUGUGCACUAUUAGACAGGAAGAAUAGUGUUUGAACAGAUGCCAAGAGUCAUUGCGGUUCUGUUCCCCAGUGUUCUGCUCUCUGGAUAUCCACUUAAACCAAGGCGAAAAUUAGAAGCGCUGUUCAUUCUUUGCUUUCACUUAUUUAAAUGUGGAUCUAUUAUGAAUAUCAGUCUUUUUUCAAACCAGUUACUUUACAUCAGAGCUUUCCAAACUGUGUGUUGUGACACAUUAGUGUGUCAUGCAAAUGCUCCCUGCUCUAUUCUUGGGGCUGGAAAGGGGUUAGUUUAACUUCCAGUUUGCUAGUAAAACUGAAUUAAUGUGUCACAAAAUGAUGCAUGGCCAAAAAGUGUGUCACCAACAUGAAAUGUUGGGAAAGCUCUGCUUUACAUGUUGAUUAGGCUGAAUCUUUUUGGUUGAGGCUAGAGCUCUCUGAUUAUGCUUUUUUGCUAUUCUUUUUUCCUGAUGAUCUGAAACAUUACCAUGAUGACUUUUUUUCAUCUAACUCAUAUGCCUAAACUAUAUAGCUAGCGAAACCUUCAGCUUCACCCAGCCUCUAUCUGCCAUGUUGAGAACUGCAACUAGAAUUUGCUAAAAACUGUACGGUGCUAAGCUUCUAGCUUCUGUUGCCACCAUUGACUGUUUUGCUUUUACCUGAGGCUAACAAGGUGCAAAGGCUAAAAUGAGUUUGGGUUGAUUUUUUUAAUGUCCCUUUAUAUAUCUUUACAUAACGUACCUGUGUUUUUUACCAAGUGUGCCAUACCAUGGGUAUAUUCAUCUUCCUUCCUAGGAAAUUGUCAGCGACAUGAACUUCCUUCUCUAUCAGUGAUGUGGCCUCAAAUAUUUAAGCUUUGCUUCCAAUUUUAAUAGUGGAUUGUUUCCUUUUCCAGGGUGCAUGAACAUUAUCUCACUUUAAAGUAUUGUAGUCCAUUUUACAUAUAAAAAUGAGUUAACGGAUAGUCUCGGGCAUUGGAUAGCUCAGUUGGUUAGAGUGUGGUGCUGUUAACGCCACGGUUGCAGGCUCAGUCCUCGUAUGGGACAGCUGCAAAUUCCUACAUUGAAGUGGGUUGGACUAGAUGAUCAUCAGAGUCCCUUCCAACUCUACAAUUCUAUGAUUCUGUUAUCUGAAUUUCUUGCAUUCCAGGAUAAUGUAUCCUAAUGUGGAAUGUAUUCUCUAUUGGACUGCCUGAAUAUAUUGCAUUUUCCCAUACAUCAUUUUCCUUUUCGUAAGAUUAAUGAUUUUUGUUGAAGUAACUGAUUAGCAAUAUACUCUGGAAAAAAAUGGGAGAUGAGCAAGUUGCUUUGAAACUCUAAAAGAAAAGAAGAUUUCUCUGUUUUCCUAUACUCGUCAUGUGCACAAAACUUUUUUCAUUUAAUCGUAUUGCUUCUCUGAAUUCAGAAGGGUGGUUAAGCUUUGAUACUGGCUUUCUAGGAAAAACAAGCAGAUGGCAAAUAUACUCUGCACUCCUUGUUAUAUUAAACGACUAAAUUGUUUCCAUGAAACGCCUUGUAAACAUCCCUCAUAGAACACUCUCCUCUGAAGUCUGCAAAUUCCAUGGCUUGUAAAGAAAGUGGUAUUUGUACAUGUUCCUGAUGUUCCCACCCUCUGUCGCUUGUUGGUCAGAAUUACCCAUACAACUUACAAGCACUCUUGGACAAAAGGUUAUGGGAUGAGCAUGUUUACUGCCCAAAGGCUAACCCUAACCCUUGUUCUCUAUAUGUUUACAGUUACUUUUGAAUGUAUAAGAACAAUGCAUUUUGGGUUUUAUUCUAUAUCUCCUGAGGUGUGUGUUUAAAGAUCAAAGCAUGGCUGUCAAUUCAGCAGACAUAGUCCUAGUCUCCUCCCUUUCCAAGACUAAUAGUUUUUAUUUCUUUUGAAACCUGGCACUUCAUGUGUUUCAUCUGUCUGCCAUUGGCAUGGGUUCAGAUGGUGGUGUCCGUGAUUACUUUACAGAUUCUGGUAUGCUUGUAUGGCAUGCCAUUUCAGUGGUUAGAUAUGUUGACAAAAUGCAAGUUGCUGAUCUGACCGUGCCGUGUAGGAGGGCACACAAAAUCCUUUCUUCCAUGAAUGCUGAAUGAAGAAAAGAUCACUGAAUGGAAAGAGCUUGACUUGUGAAUUUGAAGCUUCAAAUCUAAUGACCUCAGAGCAAGAUAUAUAUAUAUUCUUGCAGUAAUAGAUGCCAGUUAUUGUAUGAAUAUUGCAACCUUAUCAAACAGAAUGUGAAAAGAGGGGGCAUACUGUUCAAGUGAACUGUAUGCCAACCUGUAAAACCCAUAGGCUUAGCAACAAAAUGUAAUGAGGCAUUGUUGACAGUUGUUGUCAGUGGUGGAAAGGCUUCACUGCUAAUACAGACUUGACUGUGUGUUCAGAUAUAGAGGAGACCAAACAAUUUUCUCUACGGUAACAGUAAACACUUCUUCGUGGUUUGGGCUAGGCAGCCGCCGUGCAUAUGCUUCAAGCACUCUUGGACUAGGAGUUGAUUGGAAGAUUCUGUUCUAGUAUUAGCAGGAAUUUAGAAAAAUAAAAUGUUACUGAAGAGAUUGCAGUGCCACACACCUAGCUGCUUAUGCUUUCACCCAUAUUGCUUGUUAUUAAGUUCCAUCUAAACAGAGUUAUUCUCAAAUGUUUAAGACUCUUGUGAACAAAGGCAAUUGCUUCUGAAGUUGUAAAAUAUUACUAGAUCUCAGAAGAAAAGCUAAAUGGAAGUGUGUUACCUGGUGCAUAUUUUUGACCCCAGGCUCUUUUUAUAUUAUUGUUCCCAUCUAAUAGGACAUAUGGGUGAAAUAACAAUUGUCCCAAGGAGCAUCACUGUCAGUUGCUCUUUGUGAAUGAGCGCAUUCUUUUACCUAAAGGCCAUUCUACGGAAGGUAAUUCAUAAGGCCCCCAGCACAGUUGCUUCUCACUUGCUUCUGCCCUUGGUUAACAAAUCAUUCCAAUUAAAAAUAUGUAUAUGUCCACUGUCAGUUCUGAAGAAGUGAGGAGUUUCCCACUUAAAUGCUUCUAAAUCUACACCAAGUAGAAACUUCUGCAGCAAAUAAUAGAGACUCGGGAAACCUGGUGCAUUAAAUCUAUUUUCAUCAUGAUUUCAGGGACCAAAUAAAAGCUACAUAACUGGCUACUGGUACCACAGUUUAAGCACAACAGUUAAUGUGCUGAUGCAGAUUGUUUGUUUCUUAAUCUUGCCAGUGACAAGUAUGAGAGCUGUAGUUGAUGCUGAUGUUCAGAACUUGAUAACCUUCUAGUUGAGUACAAGCAAACACCCUCAUCCUUUGCAUAGAGGCUCUGUUAGUAGUCAGUACAUUCAUCUGACCUGGUCUGUCACCUGCUUGUUCUUUCUCUUUGCCACUGGUACCAGGGACAAACUUCCCUCCCCAGAGGAAAAGCAGAUCUGCAGUUGGAUGUGGAUUUCUGCAGCAUGGGAACAAAGGGGUUCAGUAUCUCCCUGCCUCCCAGGUGCUAUUUAAAGAUAACACAAAAGGUGUUUUAAAUGUGUUCAUGCAUUUAACACAUUUGCUGGUUUGGCCCUGGUUGCUCAUUAUUACUUACUGUUUUGUGUUUGCAUUAUAUUCUCAAGGUGUUAAUCUUGUAGAAGCUAAUAAUUGUGCAGUGUAAUUUGAGACCCUCUGAAGUGCAAAGAAUUUAACAAGCAGGCCUUUGGGAUCACUCACUAUUCAAAUCCCAAAUAUUUGACUUUAAUGUCAGCCCAAUCAGCACUUCUAAAUGCAAAAGGACAGAUGUGUAGUAGCACAGACUAGUAAAUGUUGUAGGACAACAUCUUUUAUAUCUGCAGAGUAACUGAAGCUGUCCCACUGAGUUACACCACAUAAAGCUUUGCUAUGAGUUGAUGUUUGGCUAGUAUUUACUAUUAACUUGUACAUGUUGGCUAACAUGGAUACUUCCCUUAAAAUAGGAUACCCAGAUCAUUUCAAUGUAAACUUUAGGGGAAACGGCCGCUCAGAGGAGAAGAUGAGCUGAUAAAAUGUUAAAAAGCUGUUGUAUUUCUACUGCCAAGAAUCUGUCAUGCAGCUUAAAGCAAGUGUGGGGGGUGGGGAGGAUUAUGUUAUAAGCAGAGCAUCAACUGCUGUACUCUAGCAUAAAAGCAGAAAGCACUGGUCCACAGUCUAUAGGAAUAAAUGCAUGGCACGUCUCAAAUGCCAGAUUUGCUUAGCAAUCAUCAUGGUGUUAUGACAGCUGAGAUGUCCUCAUAUUAAAUUACAAAUAGCCUGGCUAUUGUACAUGAGAGGUCACACACUGCUUUGAAUCUGCAGCUGAAAUAUGAAGGGAAGGGGGGUGGAAUCAUUUUUAUACACCAGCGAAACAAUUUAAUUUCUAUUAAAACUUCUGCUUAAAGCUGUUGUACACAUCUUUAGCUGUGUUUUGUACAUUGUGGCUAAUACAUGGUGCUGAAUCUUUCUAAGUUUGGCAACACAUGCCAGGUCUAGUAAACCUUUGUAAAUGAUAAAAGCUAGAGCAGAAUGAAGAUCUGUCGACUCCUGGCUGUUUCACGUGUUACCGGAAAAAUCCGAGGGCUCCCUUGGACAAAAAGUAAAGACACCAACCAGAGUAAAUUGGAGCAAAUCAGCAGCCUGUAGGCUUGGCCUUUAUUGAACUGUUGCAACAGGGUGUUCCCCUCACUUGCAGGAGAGAGGAAAAGACACAGAAAAUGGUGUGCAAGACCUUAUAAAAACUUUUGAAAUUCCCCCUCCUCUAGGUCAAGCCCACCCCCAGAAACAUCAUGCAUACAUUACAGAAAGGAGGGGUUGAGGGAGGAGUUGUGGUGGUAACCUGAGUGUCCUGUCACCUGGCUGGUUCACUUCUACCCCUCCCCAUGAGUCAUUUUCUGAAGACAAAAGGUAGUCGCAGUUUCCUGCCCCCUGAGGGAAGAUCUGAUCAUUGUCCUUUGUUCCAGUCCAUGCAGAAUCCACUCCCAUAUGCAAGUUCUUUGUGAUCUUGAUUGUCUUCUGUCUGGGAUCAUCAGGGUUGGCAUAGCAACUGGGCAGGGCUCCUGUGGAUGUGCUGGUAUGGUGAAGGGAUUAUGGCUGCCCUGUAUCAAACCUUCCCCAUUUUGUAGUCUUUCCUUCAUGGAGUAAAAUAAAAGUGGAACAGUGCAAAUCCGAUGUAUGGUUGAUUUUCUAUGAAUUUAUAACAGAAGUGUAGCGUAUGUAGUGUGUGAGUGUGUGUGAAGUUUGUACAAACUGAAUGAUGGGGGGGGGUGUUUCCUGCUACAGUUCCCCCCUUCAGAGAUAAGAUUGCAAAGGUGGCUACUUUGCAAUCCUUUUCUCCCCACAAUUUAAGGUGGUAAAUAUUAACCUGCUAUUCUCCGUCCCAGAUGCAUGUGUCCAUGUGAACCUGAAAGGGACUGGAUGUCACGCUUCUUAAGGAUAUUUGCAUAGAAAUAUAACGGUGUAACAGUGCACAUAGUUAGACAUAGGAUAUCACGUAAAAUUAAUAUUUUGUUGCUCAGCUAUUUGUGGUAUUCUAGCACCUUGGAAGAAAUAUUUUCUCAAUAGUGGUCUAUGCUUUACAUUUAGCAGGAAGGUCCACUAAUGACUGAAAAAUGCAGUUUGCUUUGUCCCCCACCAUUUUUGUGUUCUCAGGUGUCAAGGUAGCUCUUCUGUGGUCUCACACCGGCAUGGUGUCACAGUAGUGGCAAUCCCUGGUGAAUCCACUUAGGGCUUUCAUAUUAACCAUGUUGCUUGGCGCUCACCACAGCUGGCACAGGUUUGGACACGUCAUGAGAGAAAUGUCUUUGCCUUGGCCAUUCUAUGGGAUUUUAUUAUUAUAGGCUCUGGUCUUGCAGUCAUGGGAAGUUGCUCACUUGCACUUUAAGGACCAAAAAGCUAGUUGCAGCCUGGAUACACUUGCCCAAUUCAAACUGAGUCCAAUUUGAAUUUAUCUUGCCCCAUGGUUCUCAACUUUUCAAACCAAUCUGUUAAAACAAAACCAUUCUUAAAGGGCACUUGUCCAAAUAAGUCAAUUUAACUCUAUAAGGGAUUAUUCCUGCUAAACCAAAGCAUAUACACCUUCCUGAAGUGAGUGUGUGUGAAGUUUGUACAAACUGAAUGAUGGGGGGGGGGGGUUUCCUGCUACACAUGUUAGGUGCGGAACAAGUUAAAACACAGAUGCAAAGGGACAAUUGGGAGCUUAAAGCACAUUUCUAGUUAUUCCUUAGCAAGCAGGAUGGGCUGAUAGUGCUGACAAACUUUGCAGUAUGGGUGUAGCCAGGAUUUAUUUGGGGAGGGGCAGAACCAAGCUAUCUGUGAUGCAAUUGGUGAGUUAAGUAUUUUUAUUUAUUUACUUGAUUUAGGGGGGACAGCUGCUCCCCCUUGGCUAUACCCAUGCUUUGCAGAUACCUUUGCUGGUCCGCAGAGGAAAAAAGUCUGCUUGCAGGCACAGCAAAUGGACAAAGCAAGUUUUGUUGUGAUGCUGACAGUGAGACCCUUUGAAGUUGUCACCUGGUGUCAUAAAAAUAUCAGGUGGUUGAACCUCUCAAAGUGGCCCAUGGGUUGGAGGAGGUCCAGAACAUUAGUGUUCAUGCAGAAAAUAUCUGAUUAAGAAGAGCGUGCAGCAAAAAUGCCAUUUUAUUACACCCCCUUCGCUUUAAAUCCCACUUAGUGCUAUCUACAUUCUCACUGUGGUAUACAUAAGGCAGACGUUUUCAACCUUUUUGAGUCCAUGGCUCCUUUGAUCAACUACAUUCUUUCUGCGGCACCCCAGUGGGGCUCAGGAGUCCAGUUAUGUCACCCCUUGCCUGCAGAGCUGGCAGCCUCUCACCCUUUUUCGAACACCCUCCCUUGUGGAGUGUUUCCUCAACCUCCUCUCUCCUCUCUCCUCUCUCCUCUCUCCUCUCUCCUCUCUCCUCUCUCCUCUCCUUGAGAGUCGUCUGGGCAGCCGCUGCCACCGUUCCUGGUCUCUGAGCUCCCUCCUGCCCCAUAGAGAGGUGCCUCCUCACACUGCCCCACAGGGGCCUGGGACUUAUCUGUCCAUUCCCAACAGCAAGGGCUGCUGGACUGGCUGACUGGAUUUCCUUGCCCGCUUGCUUGCUUACUCAGAGGCCAAUUCAGUUCCUGGCAACCAGCACCCCCUGGCCAGCCCCAGAGGCACCAUUUGCCUGGGGAGCUUGUUGGCAUUGUCCAAAUACAGAUGAUGGAUGAUCUCUUUCCAGACUGAAGUGGAAUGAUUGUUUCCUUUAAGGAUAUAAUUUCUACAUUGACAGAGUAAGAUUGGUCUCUUGCAAGCACAGUCGGCAGUUCCAAAUGAAGAGUUCUCACAAGGUGGGAUAUUGCAGGGGGUUUAGUACUAAAACAUAUCUUCUUGCAAGUAAAUGCUAUCUGGUCCUGGACUUGAACAUUUGUGAUUCAAGUAGUAUACUUCAUUAUAGGUUUCAAAAAUGUUGUGUAGAGAAACUAUUUUGAUCAGUGCUUUGCUUGUUUUUGUGGCUGUGGAUUUUGGCAUGUAUAGGGAGAUUGGCCGGAGGUUAAAAUAAAUUUGGAAGCUGUGCUGAAAUUCAGAAGAGCAUUUUGGUUGUAAUGAGGAGGUGCUAGUUUGAUUCCCUCUGGCCAUGAAAAUGCAUGGUGGACACUGACAGUUCUGUGGAGUUCUGAGUUUUAUCAGACUGUUGGAUUCAUUGGGUAGCACCUCAACAGCUUAGCAUGCCCAGCACCAUUUCUGACAAAUAACUGGACUCAUCCAACCCAUUAGUUAGUUUCUUUUGACAGUCUUUAAUUGGAGGGUAUUGUCAGAGAAACAUACUCCUUGGCUGUAUGCUGUCAUUGAGGCAGUAAUUUAGUUGCUUAGGGAGGACUUUCUGUAAGAAUAAAGAUAAGAUAGCAAAUGUACGCAACUGAUUAAGUACUUCUAGUUUUUCAACUGGCAGGAUUAAAGGGUAUGAAAGUACACAGUGUGCUAAUGAGUUUCUAGCUUUGCUUUAGAUCAGGGAUAGGGACUUCCAUAAUCCCUGACCAUUUGGGCUGUGUUGAAUCGGGGUUGAUGGGAGCUGGAGGGUUACAGUUUUCCCAACUCUGCAUAAUUGAGACCAAGAGGAAGAGUUGGUUGACUGGGUGGGGGCAUAUUGGGGCUCUCCUGUUGGUAGAGUGCUCUCACCAGUGAACCCAGACAGGGCUGGAACAUCUCUGUCCCAUCCAGGCCCCUCUCCAGCAUGGCAGAUCAGGGGUUUGCAUCGCUCUGAAUUAAAGGUAUGAGGAAUCUAGUUUAUUGAUCAUUCAUUGUACCAUCUAAUAAUAAAUGGUACAUUUUCACAGGUUAGUCAAAAAAGAAAUGGAAGCUAGCUUUUAGAACUGACUUUGAAAAUGCAGUGCUUUCAACAUGUGGAGAGCAGCGCUAACUGUGUAAUACCAUAAUCUCAAUUAUGAAAUGCAAUGUUACUGAUACUGUGCAUUGUGCCUGCUGAUUUCAGAUCCAGUUGUAUGGAAAGCAUGUAAAUCGUAACCAGCAUAAAACAUUAGUGAACCACAGGAACUAUAACAUUUUGGUACUUAACUUGCCUCUAUUUUCAGCUACCUUUGCAGUUUCUUGGAUUUCACCAAGGGGAAACAAAGCUGUUGGCUGGAAAGAAAAUGCUGGCAAAGUUGCCAAGAUACAUUCCUUCAGGCUAGAGCAUGGGUUCCAAAGCUUUUUCUAAUUCUAUGUCAGAGGUUCAGGACAUAUACUUAGCCACCUUAUUUCUACAGAAAUAGAGACCUAUCUUAAAUCAGUUUCUGUGCAUCUAGUUGAAAUAUUUUGUCCAUUUUGUCAUAUUAAUCCCACCUGCCUGUCCUACAUGCAUGCCUAGUGGUCAGGUUUGAAGAGUUUUGGACAGUCAUGCUUCUGCAGCACUGCUUUGAGAAUCACAGUUAAGUAAUCCAUCAUGUGGGGCUCUGUGUUCAGCAGAAGAGAACUUGUCAAGAGCUCUCCUAAGCCCUGUUGGGUUACUUGCCUGAAUGUGUGGGCUAAAAGUAAGGAGGGGGUGAGGUAUGGGUACCUCACCCCAGUGUCCCCACGUAUGCUGUAUUCCAGUGGCAUCUGGUAACCCUUGCACCUGAUGGGGUGGCCUGUAGCCAAGGAGGCCAUGUAGGAGAGGGCAAUAAGGUCACACUGAAUGGGCUAAGGAGGUCACAUGAGCGAAGUCAAGUUGUUUUGGUUUUUCCCAUCCUUCCUCCCUUCUAAAGGUGUGAACACUUGAAGUAUUGGAGUUGUGUAAGUACUUGGUGCCAAACUAAACUGAAAAGUGUCUAGUUUAGAAUGGGCCCCUGCUGUCACAAUUUCUAGUGUGGGUCAAUGUCUCCCUGUUGAAUAAGUAUGUAAAGCUAUCAGAUGAGUCUCCAAAGAUUUGGAGAUGCCAUCAGCACACUGAUGUUGCCAGAUUUCUGGUUUUAGAGUAUAAAGUUAUAUGGCCUCUCCAUUUAGUAAGUACAGAUCUGGAGGGCACAUGGUCUGUGUGUGUAUCUGUAGGUGAGGGCAGGGUACGGUAUUCUCUUUUUUGAAAAAAAGAGUGAAGUUUCACAUCUGUUUGCAGCAGCAUCAAAGGAAUUUUGUCUUCUGACGCCCAAGGUAGAAAUGAAUUGGAGUUACCAUAUUUUUCGCUUUAUAACACGCACCAGACCAUAACACGCACGUCGUUUUUAGAGGAGGAAAACAAGAAAAAAAAUAUUCUAAACGAAAUAGUAGAUAUAUGAUUUUUGUGGUUCAUGCUGUGGCCACAGACAUGUGAUCUGACAGUGAGUUUGGAGUAGCCCAAUGCAAAAAUCCUGUGGAUCCAUGCUUUGUAACCAUGGAGGAGGGAAGGAAGGGGAACCAUGGAUCCUCUGUUCACGACUGCAGAUCCCCCUGCCACCCGCAGGCAUUCGCUCCAUAACACGCACAGACAUUUCCCCUUACUUUCUAGGAGGAAAAAAGUGAGUGUUAUGGUGCAAAAAAAUACAGUAUACGGAGCAGGGUUUUUUUGUUCACAAAACCCAACUUACAUUUCCUCUGGCUUUCAGAACAUGCCUAAAGCAUUAUUCAUCUGGUUGUAAAUGCAGUCCAAAUACAGAAUACACUUCCUCAGCUCUUUUAGCCAACCUUAGGAAUCCAUGAUGUAUUAGUCAUACAGGGAGCAGUAUCUGGUUCUUGGAGUAGGCAUUUCUUUUACCCCAAGAGAUUCAAAACUACUGGCAAGUGGUUUCCUGGUGCCCCUUUCCCAAUUCAUCUAGUGCUUGGGGCCAGAAACCCCGCCCCGCCCUUUAGUUGUUGUAGCUGAAGCUUGUCCCAUGCCCAAUGGACCAAACUCCUAAGGAGCAGUGCAUUCACUUACACCAGGAUUUCUUGCUUAUCUUUUGUAUACACAACUGGUUUAUACUUGUGUAUGAAGUUAUGUGUAUGUCUUUUGGGAAUUCUCCAUAAACAGGAACAUUUCUCACAUCCAAGAACUUGUGCCACAAUACUUUACAGUUCUUGAUAAAGUGAUGGUACUAUGCACCAUGAGCUUUAAAUAGGCAUGAGAUUCCGUCACCAUAGUACACCACUGCUCAAAGAUUUGCAAUGGCUAUUGAGUUGUUACUUUACGUUCAUAGUUUUACUGUUACUUUACGUUCACAGUUUUACUUUUGGUCUAUAAAGCCUUAAUAGCUUGGGGCCAGCUUACUUGAAGGUUCGCCUUGACUUGACUUCUACAUGUGUCAUAUAAUUUACAAGUCCAUUUGAGAGGAGUUGGAUCUUUAAGUGUGGCAGCAUCUGCGCUUUGAAACGCUCUGCCUAUUGAUAUAGGCAGUUAUUCUCAGAGAUGCAAUAUACACUUGUUUUUUAAAGUUUUGCUGAUUUUACCUAUGUUUUCUUUGUAAUUAUUUGAAGUUUUUAUGGUUUAAAUUGUACCAAAUAAAUAACCACUCAAUGCUUUGUUGUUGUUGUUUAGUCGUUUAGUCGUGUCCGACUCUUUGUGACCCCAUGGACCAGAGCACACCAGGCACUCCUGUCUUCUACUGCCUCCCGCAGUUUGGUCAGACUCAUGUUUGUAGCUUCGAGAACACUGUCCAACCAACUCAAUUCUACCUAGCUCUAAAUUGAGUACAAACCUGGACUAGCCCACUAUUGUUCUUUCAGUUCUCUUGCAUUCCAGCUAGAUUUGUCAGUGACUCCAUACAUGCUAUAUUCCAUUGUCUUUUGUGCAGCACUAAGCCCAAGAGAAGCAGAUGUGCCAAUUUCUCCUGGUAACUGAAGAGAGAGUAGUGUCAUUCAGCUGCCAGAAGCAUUAUGGAGCAGGCCUUAAAAAUUGUGGCCAUCUUCUCCACACCCACCCCGAAUAAAUGUUUAAAUAAUUUCCCCCAGUUUCUCUCAAAUCAAAGCCAGGAAAACAUAUAAAUGCAGCCAGAGUUACCUAAGCCUUGUUAGGUUGAAUGUGGCCAGAAUUACAGUGGAAAUGCGAAUAAACAUUUUUCUUAUUUCUUCUCCUAGUCUUAUGUGCCUUCUCUUGUAAUAAUCCAUAUUAACUUUUAUUUGCUCUAUACUUACAUAAUGUCCCAGAUUCCAUUGUGAAUUUCUGAUUAAACUGUGGGCCAGCUACUUGUAAAACUGAAGACAGCACACACUCACUUUAAAAAUGGCAAAUGUGGUAGAAGCCUGAAGCUUGAAUUUGCAGGAAAUUAGUGUUUUAUGAGCCCCCCCUGGCCCUGACAGACAGCACACAUAAUAAAAAUUAAACGCUGGAUUUCAAGUUCACACUGUUGAAAAGGCUGUGCUAUUAAACAACCUUGUUUCCACUACAUCUUAAUUUUCUUUGGGAACAAUUGAGCUUUCAGGUGAACUCAUCUGGAGUGCAUAGGGGGGUUUUUUUAUUAAAAAAAAAUCCACAAAGUUGAAAUUGUAUGGGAAAUGGGCAAAACUGAAUAUUGUUCACCUAACCUGGAUGAGCUCAUAGUGGUUUUAGCAAUGGAACUUAACUAGAUUUAGUAAAGUAUAUGUAUAAUAAUUGUCAUAAUAGGUGCUGUCCCUAGACUAGUGAAAAUAUAAGUGUUCUGCAGUAGGCCCAGUUGAUGCAAGGUAAAAAUUGUUUUGCUUGAUCAUGUGGCAUAAAUCUGGCUCCUUAUGGCCUUUCCAUGCAUAUGAUCAUCUGUUGACACUGAUAAUUCUUACUAAUUUUGGGUCUUUAAUUGAUUAAAGUAAUGAUUCUUUUUAAUUUGCCACCAUACCUACAAACUAAAAACGUGUUGAAUCUAGAGAUCCCAUAAGUGUAAUUCUGUGUUCAGAGCCUCUUGCUCACAAAUGGGUUGUGUGUCAUUUUUGCUCAUUGCUUUCUGUAACCCCUGAAAAUUCUCUCAAGGGAUUUUUUUGGGGGGUGGGGUGGGGAAUAUCUUCCAUCAGUGUGGAUGGUGGCACAGGAGACUGUGGGAGAGGGAAUUGGUGCAAUUUGUCUAGCUUCCAGGAGCAGGAAAUGUCACGGGAUUGCCAGACCUUUGGCUGGUUUCAAGCCAAAAAACUGAUAUGUAUUCCACUUAAUGGCAACAUGGUUAAACUCCCAUAAAAUGGAGAAAAUACUUCUUAACUAGUCUGGUCCUUGAAACCGGGGAUAUUGCAAGUGGUGGUUUCAUACUUGUAGAAUAGUACUUGGAACAUUCACAGCAAUGCUUCUUAAAUGGAAAUUUGCUGUUCACUGUUUAGGGUUUAUCAUUACAGGUAGGUAGCCGUGUUGGUCUGCCGUAGUCGAAACAAAAUAAAAAAAUUCCUUCCAGUAGCACCUUAGAGACCAAGUAAGUUUGUUCUUGGUAUGAGCUUUCAUGUGCAUGCACACAGAUACCAAGUGUGCAUGCACAUGAAAAGCUCAUACCAAUAACAAACUUAGCUGGUCUCUAAGAUGCUACUGGAAGGAAUUUUUUUAUUUUGCUUCAACUAGAGUUUAUCAUGUUUGACAGAUUUAUGUUUGCAUUAAUACUUAAUAAUACUGCUGUGAAUAUAAAUCCUCUGAAUUUAAUGGCAAGUUCUAAAAUGUCUGUUAUACUUAGUCUCAGUGUUGUUUUUAAAUUUGAAACGGAAUAAUGGAAGGCGCCCCCCCCCCCUUUUAUUUUCAUGGCCCUUGCUACUAUUUGCAACCAGAUGCUGUUUUAGAGUGUUUUUAUAUAAUGCUACAAUUGCCUGGAAAUUGAAGAUGUGGUGAAAGUCAACUUCAUUGUACUUGUCACAAGCAGAAGCUGCUUUGGCUCUUAAGAGUGAAUAAGAUGCUGUUAAAGCAAUAGUGGGAAGUUCAAGCUCACUGGCCUUCUUAUUCUUUUAAAUAAGAUUUCUUACCUACCUUUCACCAUAAAGUGCAGAUGUCUCUGGGAAUCCCACCAACAGGGCAUGUGUUCAAUACCACUCUCCCACUUACGAUCCAAAGCAACUGGCAUUUGUAGGCAUAUUGUUUCUGAUAUAUAUAGCGCUCUCUCUCUCUCUCUAUAUAUAUAUAAAAUUUGUUUAAUCUCAUUUCGAAUCUCCCUAGUUGAUGGCCAACACUUGCGAUGGCCACUUCUCACUCAGUGAAACUAUAGAAUUUGUGGUUUACUGGAGAGUUGUAGCUGACACUCCAUGAGGGAUGGUUUGAGUGCAAGUUGUAAAAGACUGGGUCCAAAUCCAACCAAACACAGCUUAGAGUGCAUUUACUCUACACAAUGUGGCUACGAUUGUGAAAAAAAUCAUAUCUUAGCUACUGACACACCGCCAUUCGCAAUAGUACACUUUCCCCAACCCACAUAGAACCAUUAAUGUAAACUGUAAAAUGUAAACUGGAGCUUAUUUAGCCAAGUCUGCCUCUUUGCUUGCAUACCCCCUUGCACAGGUGUUUUGUCCCUGUAAGGUCCAGUUCACCUUAAAGGCACUGCAUACUGUGAGAGAAGGUGAUACAUGAGCUUAAGGUAGACUCCCACACCCUUGCAUGUGUACAUCCUGAACCCUAGCGAUGUGUGAACUAAUUAGAAGCAACCCUGGGAGAUGCUUGAUGAGAUUUUUGAUAGGGAUAGUGCUUAGCUUUGGAUGCCUUGGGCAGGAAAGCAGCAGCUUCAGAGCUAAGUGCCACUUCUGCAUAAUGGUGUCGUGGACAAUCUGUCAUCAUGGAAGGAGAGUGAAGAGUAUUUUAAGUGCUUCAUUCAGAGCUUGUUAAUCUUGUUAUAAGUGCAUGUGUGUUAAUCUUGUUAUAAGUGCAUGCGUGGCAAUCUCUACUCCCUCAGCAUCUCCAAACAGCAAGCAUUUGUUUUCAAGCUCCUCCAGUCACCUUUGUAUUUCUGCUGGGUGCUCAAAAUCAGAGCUGUGUACUUAAACAGGCUGCAAACGAUAUAUAAAAACAAGUUUUUCAUCUACUUUUAGUGACCUAACCUAUGUUUGUACCUUGGCAUCAAAACUUCACUUUUUACCAGCAAUAAAGUUUCUUGUGAAUUGAAUGUGUUAUGUAAAGGAACAGACACUUGAAACUUCAUAGAAACUAAUCUUGUCCUCCUAAAAAGGUCUGUUGAAUUUUUAUGCAGUGCACAAACAUAAGCAGAUGCACAAACUUUUAAUAUCCGUUUCCUUUCACAGAUGACGUUAGAAAUAGGCAUUGGAAAAGAAUGCAACGUUAGUAGUAUAAUCACAAACUUUAGAAAUUGGAGGGUGGGAUGUCGCAUAGUUACAAAACAGAUGCCUGUUUGAAAAGCUGUGUUGCAAGUGUAGAGGGAGGAAGAUCUUGUUAUCCUCUGUGGGUGAUUACUUUGCUUUUAAACCCUAAUGUCCUCCAGUGAAAUCAGCUUCUCAUCAAAGGACUAGCUGGGGUAUAAAACAAACACUGAUGCUGCAGGCUUCCCCUGCUUGUUUGUGGAAUAAGAAUUCAACUUAUGCUUGGCUUUGAUGAGUUCAGAGGAAAUGUAUUUGUUGCCGUUGAACCCUGGUGCUCCCUAUGGGUGGUCCUUGCUGCCAUUAGAGAGAGGGUUGGACUACCAUCUUAACAGGAUGGCAGACACACCACUUAUUCUCUGCCACUUAUUUACUGGAUAUGAAGGUUUACCAUCAGUUUCCUAUAGGAAAAUCCUCUGCUGCUGAAAAAUUAUUUAAAAUACCAGCCUAUCCAAGAAACAUGCAUUAAUUAUCUGUUAGUUUAUUCAACAAGUGCAAAUGAAAUUCUCUGUGGGAAAAUGUGGCUAAUGUUGCAUAGUAGUGAUUUCACAUCACAACAAAUUUGGUUAUAAUUUGAAUAAGUAGCUGCAAGAUUAGUCUUGACAGAUCAGUGGUGAAGGUGCUGUAGGGGUUGUCCAGAUAUCUAUCUUUCUAUCUCUAUCUGGGUCAAGAACCUAAAGGACAGCAAGUCCUGGGGAUAAUGAAGUGAAGUUAAACACAAGUCUUUGUCUUUGUCCUCCAAAGAUGUCAAAAACCAUGUUUAAGCCAUAGUCUUUUUUUCAUAGGCAUGGAAAUCCAUCUAGUAUUAUGAUAAAGAUAUUCUUGGUGUCUCAUAGUCAAGAGCUGUUAAUGAUAAAAAAUCUCAAAUUUUAAUUUCUGAAUCAUGUAAACCAAAUGGGGAUUGAUUUGUAACCUUCCAUAUCCUGGAAGUUGAGACCUUGCAUCAUCCAUUAACCACUUGGCAGAUGGGAAACUGAGGCUGAUAGUGAUUCUACAUUCUAAGCUGGUAUUUGAACCCCUUCAGUCCCCGCUGAAGGAGAAUUAGAGGGAUUUCUCCACUCUUCCCACUCAUGUCUUCUACUUCUAAUGCUUGAGGCUGGAUAGUUUCUCCAGUCAAUAUAAUCUUGGCCACAUUGAAGCCUUUUCCAAGGCAGGAGAUAAUAGCAUUUCAUAAUUCUUUUUUAAAAAUAUGUGCUUCCACCUUUCUCAAGCUAUUUUCACCCAUGUUGGCAUCAAAAUGUGAUUUUGGAAUCAGUUACAAAAACCUCAUUUGUUUGAUUUUCCCUUUCAGGAAAGCAGCGUAUACAACAGUUGGCUGAGAACAUCAGGUAUUUCCGAAGACGGCUUAAGGAAAUGGGCUUCAUCAUCUAUGGAAAUGAAGAUUCACCUGUUGUACCUUUGAUGUUGUAUAUGCCAGCAAAAAUCGGGUAGGUUAUAUAGGGAGAUAGUGGUCGUUUAGCUCUAGCAGAAGUAGUAACAAUUGGAUGUAUACCCAGCUCCCUUCAAAAUAGUUGGUGCUACAGCAGUAGCAGAAGAAACGGUUAGGGAAUUGACAUUUGACUUAUGGGAGCAGGGAUAUAUGAAGCUACUUCUGUAGGAGGUUAGACUCCCAGACUCUUGGGAAGCUGGAUUAUUGCCCGGUUCCACAUCCUACUUGCCUUGUUUUUUGUCACUGCAUGGAAUCACAGAGCAUUCCUGGAUAUUUUUGCACAGUGCAAGCUGCCUCCUCAGAUAGCAAUUGGCAAGGGAGGGGUGGUGGUGGAAUUCUUGGUGAGUGAGCUCCAAAGCUGGAGUUUCUGUGUUCUAUCAAAGAUACUUUCAAGUUUAAGUUACAAAUCCGUUUAGAAGUAGCCUGCUAAAAGACCAGCCCCUGCCAAACAGAAUCUUUCAGCUUUGUGUGAACUUAAUACAGUGAAACCUUUCUAGAAAGACCACCUCCGGACUGAACAAAAGAGACCUUUGUAUGCAGGCGCUGUGUGUUUCUAAGGCAAGCAGUCAGAACAGUGGCCUCCCAGGCAUUCUUCACGAAAGCCCCCCCCCCCCCCCCGCCUCAGAGCAGCAUAGGCCUUGUAUUGCUGCUGCUGUUGCUGCUGCUGCUGCUGCUGCUGCUGCUGCUUCAUUAAUCUUGUCUUGCUUCCUUCACAGUGCAUUUGGACGAGAGAUGUUGAAAAGGCACAUAGCCGUUGUGGUCGUGGGUUUUCCUGCCACUCCGAUCAUUGAAUCCAGAGCCAGAUUUUGUCUGUCUGCAGUGCUUACCAAAGAGAUACUUGAUAUUGUAAGUAUUCAAGUUUGUCCCUGCUCUGUCAUCUUUUAACUAGUCUUAGCAGUGGAGUAUGAAAGAGAUCUUCUGGUCAGGAGCAGCACAUCACGAGACAUGUGCUUAGGUUGGACCAGUGUUCUCCUAAUUCUGGUGUUUUUAAAGUUACUGCAUUCUCCUAUGAUUGCAAUGGGGCACUGCAUAACCUAAGUUAGACUGCUUUGGUUUAUAAGUCUAAGUGGGGGGAAAUUCUGUCCCUUGGUGUGACGCUAGAGGCCCUGUUCUGAAUCAGCCACGGAAUUAUUAAACUGUUGAUUGACAGGAGAAGAGCUGUAUGAAGAUGUUCUAGACAACAUUUCUGACUUUGUGACACUGCAUUUGGAAAGAGGUUGCGUAAUUUGCUUAUAAGCAUGUUGAGCUAAAUACAAUUAAAUGAUACGUUUAAAAUUUAUUGUGCUUUGUGUUUACACACCAGACUAUAUGCACAGCAUCACUGUGUUAAUGUAUUGCCAAAAGGCUGCUACAAUUUUUAGUAACUUCUGAGAAUCCCCCCCCUUUUACUUCAGAAACUAUUCUAAAAAUAUUACCAUCUGUUAGUUUGAAUUUAGAUUAACUUUACAGUUACUGAUCUGAAUGCAUGGUGCCUUACCUAACCUUGUAUGUAUACAUGGGAUAAAAAUGUGCAGGAAUAAAAAAUGGUGCUGCAUAUUUGCAGGAUUAAAAGAAUUAGCAACGAGAAGAACGUGAAAGCAAGUGGAGCUGAAUGUGUACUACUUUUGUAGAAUAAAUGAAUGAGUUUUUAUAUUAUUAUUUAUUAAAUUUGUUACAGAAAAUCUUAAUGCAAGAAGUGGAUUUUGGAGGGUACAUACCUCCACUACUUUUAUGGCAAAGGAUGCCUGUUGUAGGCCAUUCUGAUGUCUAAACAAGUAUAUGAAAAUAGUGAAACAAUUAUGCAGGAUCUCUGAAACAAUUAUGCAGGAUCUUUAGCAAUAUAGUGCCAAACAAAAAAUGCAUGGAGGGAAUAUGCAUCAACGUUACACCCGGGGUCAUUGAAAAACACAGCCCAUGCAGAAAAGUUCUGAAGACCCCUAUAUGUACAUAAUAUGCCUGUGUUUCAUACGUUAGUAUGUUUGCAUAGGUUUGAAAAGUUAUAGUAUUUUUAUUUAAAAAGUGAUGGUCCUGUUCAGAAACCUACCUGUCCUCCAAAUGGAUUGAAUUCAGAGGACCAUAUGUAACAGGACUGACAUAAGUUGAUUUUCCCACCCCUCGUCACCUUGGCAGCACCCCCCACUCCAAAUAUUCCACAUGGGGUGAAGAGACCCUGCUGAAUAGGUUGGGCUGAGGUGGGAAAUGGGAUUCCUGAAACUAGGACAGCACUCACUGCAUAGUGCCACACUGGAACAGAAGAAGGCUGUAUCACUUAAAUCCCUGGUAAGAAUACCAAAGUAGCUUGAUUUAUGGAAACAUGAGCCUUACUUCCUACAGAAUAGGUAAUGUUCCACAUUUUGAACAUGGCUGGAACAUUGAUCUGAACUGUCUUUUCUAAAUGAUCACAAGUGCUGACAGGUAGGAAGUGGGAGCAGCUUUCCUGAGCUUAACUAAGGCGAAAAAGAGACCUUACAGAGCUGGUCCAUGUACCUUCCUCUUACUGGCUGAAGAGAGCACAUAUUUUCUCAUUUUUUUCCUUUUCUCUCCCUACCUACUCUGUGUUGAGUGUGGAGGUCUCUUUAAAAAAAUUUAAAACCUGAUAUUUGUAAUGCUUCCUUAUUGAAUCAACCCACAUGAUGGACAAUGGUUCUCUGGUACAAUGUAUAACUCUAAUGUAAAUAAAACUUGCUUGCCUGAAAAUACUUUGGCCCUGGAUCAGAGCAGAGCCCCUCGUAACUUGCAUCCCUGUGGGCUGGUGCUUUCUUUUCAGCGAUGAAAAAUAUAUUACACUUUCCUGAAGUCAGAGUUCAGCCAUGCCAUUUCCUUUGUAGUCUUUGCAAGUCACAUGCUUCUCUUUGUUUUAAAUUAAUAAAAUCCUAAAUCUGAGUUCAAGAAUAACAGUUAACGGACUCUUUCAACAGAAAUUCAACCUCAAAUUAUUUCCACAUGUUGCCUUUUGCUAAAGCUGUGCUUAAAAUAUGCUCACAAUUAGACAGUGUUUGGCAAUUUCUACCCUUCCCCCCCCCCCUCUUGAAUUCUGAGCUUAUGUGGCCUCUGUUUGGGGCAGGGGGGGCGCUUUCUGAAACUGUGUCACCACCUUGAGGUUUCUUGGCAUAUGGCACUCAUUUAUUCACUUUCUGUUGUCAGUUAUUGGGGCCACAUAGGUUGUGUGGGGAUAAGAGCUACCGAAUUGUGGGUAGGGCAGGAGAGUUGUUAUUUCCUCACACUUGCCACACGAUGUCCCUGGAGAAGAAUGGACUUCAUAAAAGAGAGUUGCGGAAAAAGAAGGGGUGAGGAUUUGUGCUUUAGAUAAACGUAUGUAUGCUGACCUAGGGAGGAAAUUUUGUGUGCCUACUGGUUUUUCCUUACUAGAGCUUUAGAAGCUUUUGCAAACCAGCAAACCUAAGUUCUAGUCCUGGUUAGCUUUCUUCAUAUCAAUAGGAAUGAGGGAACUUGUGCUCUCUGGUGCCUCUCCAGAUCUGUUCAGGAGGGUUAGAUGACCUGCCAGAGUAGACUUUGAGAAGGUGCAGAGUGAGGAGAGAGCAGGGAAGUUCUGCUAUGUGAGUGCAAGUUGUUCUACGAAUGCAAUGACUUCAUUGGCCUUUGCCAUUAUGUUUUGUGUAUAGGUUCCACUUCAUUUAUUAUUAUUUUGAAAGAUGCUUUUAUUGUUUUAUCACUUGUUUUCGCUGCCCUGGGCUUCGAAGGGCAGGAUAUUAUUUAUUUAUUUAUUUAUUUUUAAUCUCUCCCCCCCCCCCCAGUGUUUAUUUGUCUCCCACCACCACCAUGGCUGCUGCCGCUGCCAGAGGCAGCCUCCACACCCGGGCAGGAUAUAAUUUAAUAAAGAAAUGAGGCACAGCUUGGGAUUGAACUGCAGUUAUGUUCAAUAAUGGUAGAAUUAGUACUUCAUUAUUCCAUCAGCUAUGUGCUUAUUGCCAUACAGAAAGAAAAAAGCCUGCCCUAGAAGGCUCCCCAUCUCCAGGGAGAGGAAACAGAAUAUUGGAGAUAAAUAAUAAUAAAAAAAAAAACAAGAAGAAAACUUAGGCCAGCAGCCCAGUUUUGAGUUUUCUCAGCCUGAAACGCUCCCCUGGGCUGCAUGCAGAUCUCCUUUUGAAACUAAGCGAGUUUCAAAAGCAGUUUAGAGCAUGAGAUUGGCUGUCGAAAGCAAGCAUGGGGCACCUGUGGCCCUCCAUAUGUUUCUGGAAUACUGCACUCUUAUGGUCCCUGACUCUUAGCCAUGCUAGCUGGAGCUGAUAGGAAUUUAAAUCUAGGAUCUGAUGGGGGUGGGGGGGCUACAGAUUCAGUAGCCUUGGAUUAAAGCAGAAAGGUAAAUGAAAUCAAUUGUGCUAAUACAAUCCCCUUGCAUGAGCGCAAACAUCUCUUUAGAUCCUAGCCAUUGUGUUUCCCCACCUUUUUCUUCAUACAGCAAUCCUUAAAAAACAAAAAAAGCACCUGAUGUUUCUCUUUUUCCAGGCUUUAAAGGAAGUAAAUGAAGUUGGAGACCUCUUGCAGUUGAAAUACUCCCGGCAUCGACUGGUACCUCUCCUUGACCGUCCUUUUGACGAGACAACAUAUGAAGAGACUGAAGACUGA